GGCACCUUGUUUGUUGCUCGUAUGCCAAAAUGUGAUUAUAUGAUGAUGCCGUAGCUUGGAGCCGCUUCAGUAAAAUUUACCGACAGGUUGCGCUAAAGUGAUUUCUUUUCAGGGCAGUGUGUCUCAGGAGAUGAUUUAUAGUUUGACCUUUGACUGGCUGCUGCGAAUGACAAAUCAAAGGUCGGUGUCGGUGAGCGGAGCCGGGGUUCAAAACGCAUCCUCAGCAAGGCACAAGACGGCGUUCCUGGGAGAAUGGUAGAAAGCGCCCUGACAGGUAAAGCUAACCACAGAAAUGUGUGUUUAUUAUCAUUUUAGGCUGGUAAUGAGAUGUGUUUAAGGGGUUAGCUUCCUUUAGCAGGCAGAGAUACAGAGAGGGAGCAUCACGAUCUGUGCUGGGGUGUUACGUAAUAUUUGGCUGCCUCUGUAAAUUCACCCCCCCUCCACGGUGCAUCCCUGACACAGAGGUUAUCAUCAAUAUUCACCUUUUCAGAGGGAAGAUACUCGUUUUUUUUCUCAUCUCAAUUUCUUAAUCACCAACUUCUUUCUGUGUUCAGGGCCUGUAUUUGACGAUAAGCAUCAUUUGAUUAUUUUAGUUCCCGAGAUUUAGACUACAUUUUUUCACAGGCGCCUCUUUGACUACUGUUUCUAGUUAAUGUAUGUGUUUCUCGUAUGAUAAACGUCUCCAUGGCCAGAAUUAGUAAUUUGAAGGUUGCCUCUGAUUUCAGAAACGGCAUUUCAGGACACCAUUUAACACUUUGACCGCCGAUCACUGUGAUAAUUUUGAAGGUCAGCUCGAUCUGUCAAAUGAAACCUCUGUUUUCUGGUAUUUUGUGCCCAGGAGACUCCUCUUGUGUCUUGAGUUUCAUAAUAAUAAUAACCUUCAGCUAGCUGUAGCUGUACAUUAAGAGGACAGCUCCUCUCUUGCACUGUCCAAUAGCACAUCCCCACCUGCGUCAUGCACGUCACGUGAUCAGCUUAACAAAGCUUGCUGUGGAUUCAUGUGCAGAUCAUCACUGACUGAGUCACCUUUUCUGUCAUAAAAGAUGGGUAUUCAGUUUCAGAGUUUCUCCAUGGUUAUUGUUUCAUAGUUACUGUAAAUCAGAAGUGGAAGCAUCUUUAGUUUGCUGGAACCACAGAUUGUGCAUAUGAAGUGGACAGAGAAAGCAAUAUUGGUCUUUGGAUUGUUAUUGUUGAUGAAGGCUUUAAAGGGAUAUUCUGGCAUAAAAUUAUUUAGGGUCAAACACAAUGUAACAACGAAAUAGACACCCCCUCGAGAGAUGAAUGUUGCAGACCGCUUGCUUUUCUAGUUAUACCAACUUUAGUAACGACCGCAGGAUAGCAAUACACAGCGGUCUUAGGAGCCAAAAACAAACCUCAACCAAAACACCACUCUAUAGCCACAAAUAAUGCUCAGAACAGCACCUAACUUCAUCAACAGUACAUGUAGGGUCCAAGCUAUAGUACUAGCCACCAAACAUCUUUUUAACUUUGCCUAACUUCUUUAGCAAAGAGACUAAACACAACUCACCUACUUUCUUCCAGCAGCCGCUUGUUUGUAGUGAGACCUCAGGCCAGUCCAUUACGGACUGCUCCGGGGUGACACAGCUCAAGGAAGAACAUUUAUGAUCAUUACUUUAUAAUUUCCUUGAAGAAAUAAUCAAUAUAUGAAUUAUUUUGCACAGCAGACGCAGCAGUGUGUUGAUCUGAUUACAUUUCCAUGUAGGAAUAGGGUCCAUGAAUUACCCGUCCAUUCAGUUAUUCCAUUAAAUCUAGUAAACAGUGGCUGAUUAUGUUUAAUUUAUCUUGUUCUAGAAUGUGAUUGGUCAGUCAGGCAAUCAAUUUAAUGUAGUCAGCAAAGUAAAACUUAAACUUUGGUGUAUUAGAAACAGACAGUUUGGAUAGUUAAACACGGAGCUUCAGUACUUCAGGAACCUCAUUAUUGUUAUUGUUCUAUUAAAAUGUAACAUUUGCGCAAACUUAUUUAUUUACUUUACCUGACAGGGUUAGUAUAAUGGACAGUGGAUAGUCAGGCCACCUUAAUUCCUACUAUGACUGACUGCUAACCAAUCUGAUUUGGUGGUGUGUUAGGGGGGUGAGGCAAUGGGUGGCACACACCCCCUUUGAAAUUUGAUUGGUCAACUCAGGUUUUAAUUCUAUUGCUAUUGCUACCUGCUAUUUUGGCUAUUUCUAACAGACUGCAAGAGUUUUUGCUUUGAAAUGCAUGUUUUCUUUUUUGUUUUUUCCAAAUGAAAUAAUAAUAAUAAUAAUAAUAAUAAUAAUAAUAAUAAUGAUAACAAUAACACCACCUGUCUGUUUCAGAGAGAAAUUAGUCCAUAAAAAUUUUAGAUUAAAAAAAUAAUGUCAACAUGUAACUACCCAAACAUUGUCAGUAAAUGUUUUGACUGUUAGCAUCUUUGUAUAUAUAGUACUAAAAUAUAAGUGAUUAAAGUAGAUUGUAAAUGGGGAUAGAAAUGGUAAAUAAAGGCUUGUUAUUCAUGUAUGUGUCGUCACAUGUUACCCCAGCAUUAGCCAGUGCCCCAGAUGGGCCAACCUAGUCAAAAAUGACCCUUUGAAGUAUUAUGCAUGUGACAAAAUAUAAAUGCUUUAUUGAGGUUGAAGUUGACAACAAGGAAAUUUUUUGAAAUUUUAAUACAAAAUAACCGCAUCAUUCAAGUAGUUAUCUGCAGGUAUCUUUGCAUUUAAAGAGCUGUUGUGAAUGGUUUCAGGCCAUUUUUGGUUAAAUUUGAGGGGGUACACAGGUUGAGGAUCUGUCCUGUUCAGCUCUCCAGAAGGGCAGCAAUAACAGCUUUCAGCUCCUAAAGCAGACCAGCUGCCAGCUCAGCGUUAUUGGCAAACCAGGGCAGAAUGGACACUGUUGUUUUUCUGAGAGAGAAAAAAAAAUCAUCUUAGCAAAUGCUCUCUGUCAUGAUCUAGUUCUUCCACACAGAAUAAGACUCUGGAUUACACGGUUACAGAUUUAGCCUCAAAUUGAAGUCCCUUGUCUGUUUUGUUGGUGGGUUGUGCAGCUGAUCCAGCAGAUUCCUGGAUUCUGCUUUAACUCUUAUGUGGAUAAUCAUUAAUCCUCAGCCUCAUAAUCAUGGAGAGAAACCAGUAAAAGUUGAGGCAGGCAUUUAUUGAAGUUAUAUGGCCGUAGUAAGUAUGAAAGCCGACUAAAACACCAAGUCUUGCAUUGAAGAAAACAGACAUGCAAACAAACUACUAUAGUGAUAUUUGAUGUAUGAACUGUCUGUCUGUGUCCCAGAUAUAACAGCUUUGUUGCUGGUCUUUACUCUUUGGUGAGAGCAAGUUGCCUAUUUUUAGCAAUGGCUGCUCAACAUGCACAAGAGUUGAAUCCAUAAAGCCAAAGCAAGAAGUAUUGUUUUCAUAUGUGGUCUGAUCCAUGCAAAUUUAGAGGCUUUAUGUAAUUAAAAAGAAGAAAGACAACAAAUCAAAUGCUGAAACUGAAAAAAGAUUGUUGUUUUGUGAAAAUUAUCCGCUCAUUUAAAGAUUAAUGCCAGCAACAUGUUUCAGUACAGUUAGGCAGGGACCACAAAACCCUUAAAAUGUCUGUAACGCUAAAAAACACCUAGAAUUACAUUACUUUGCAACAGUUUAGUAGCAUGACUGGGUAAAAAAAAAAAAGUAUCUAAGAAGAAAAGAUGGGAAGAGGUUCACCACUCUGUGAAGGACUGGGUGAGGAAGCAAAACUGUGACAGUGCAAAAGAUUUUAAGAUUUAUUGAACUCUUUAAAAGAUUCAGAGCACAUGGAGAAACAUCUGCCAAAGAGGACAAGCCUGAUAAGCCGGUGCAGUGGAAAUCCCUGCAUGGGUUCAGUAUCACAUCCACAGAUCUACGGAUUCAAGUCCAAACUGGACCAUGCAAAGAGGAAACCAUGCUGGCCACAUCUGGGCAAGCCUGUUGGAGAUGGACUUAGGCAAAGUGAAUUUGCAUAUUUUGUCCAGUAAUGUCUUAAACUGCUGCAGUGAUUGUUUUGCUUAGACCUUUAGUGAGCUGUCUGAGGUCCAAUUAACAUUAUGAAACAACUAUGAAACAUGCAAAGUGCGUGUUUUGUCCUAUCAACAGUCUCAAACCUAAAGAGAACAUGUUUACUGUAAAACUCAUGAUAGAAAAGCUGCAAAUCUUUACAGUUCAGAAGCUGGAACGGGUGAAAGUUUGGCAAACUGCCUGAAAAAAUUGCAUGUAUGUUAUUAUCAUAAACCCUCUGUUGAUGGACAUAGAAACUUAAACUCUUAUGAUAUUGUUCGUUUGCGUUGCCAUCAUGUGUAAGUCUCUGAUGAUGGAGAUUGUGAUGCCCUUUCUGCACCUAUACCUUUAUCUGAAAGGCCAUCAAAGGGUAAAUAUUGGUAGGCAUGGUUAGGAACAAGACAGGAAGCCCCCGUUUUUUCUUUUUUUCCACAAUGGAGCGGCAGCACCCUGCGUCCGGUGACGGAGGGGGUUUCGUUCCUCCCUUUUGGACAUUCCGUUCCUGCUGUGCUUUGAGCCCCGUCUGCUCGACCAAAAGAGUUUCCCAGGCUCAUGUCCUCUUUUCAGAAUCAUGCUGGCUCUCAGUUGCCAGGGGACAAGGCCAAGGAAGGAAGCAUGCCAUCAGUGGUCAGUGUUUUUUGUCCCACAUUCAUUGAUCUAGGGUCAUUACACAAGAUACUGGAGCCAAAAUCACAAAUUGGGAGCUAAAUUUAAGAAUCUGUUAGAGUUUGGUUAAAUUACAAAGAGCCUUUUGACAUCUAAAGUUAUUAUUAGUCGAGCUGAAGCUGAGAAAAAUCCCUGUGAUGCAGAGUGAGCUUCCUUUCCCUGACAAAGCAUGGUGCUGUUGUCUUGCAGAGCAGACUACAAGACUGCUCUUAUUUGAAUCUUUUAUUAGGACAAAGCCGCAGGUCCUAGUCCAUUUCCGCCAAAGGACUCAAAGAAAUUUCCUUUUUUAUGAACGCAGACUCAUAAUGUGCUCCUUAUUUCUGCCCAAGAAUCAGGUCAUGUUGGGGUUUAUAAAUAACAAUAGUGCCCUUUCAAUCACUGCAUCGAGUCCCUGAGGACUUUUGACCUCUUUGAUGCUCCUGCCACAACAUAAUUAGCUGCCUCUGCACCAAGUAAAUAUCUAUGGUUGUCACUAUUUGUCGAGAGUGAAAUCGAACCAGUUACUUUUGACUUUCCUGCAAUGCAUGAUACUCAAAGCUGAAAGGUCAAGCAAUCAAUCUAUCAAUCAUCAUGUCUUUGACACCAAAGUUAUUUUAAAGACAUUGAAUUUGCAGGUCUGUUCUGUAUAAGUAAAUGUGCUAUAGAAGCUUAAAUAGUUUAUUUAAACAUUUAUAUAGUCCAAAAUCUUUCAAGGCAGAUAGUUGGCUAAAGCUUCAAAUUUUGGGGUGGUGCUAGAGGUGGCCAAUCAGAUUAAAAGGGGGCACAUGUCACCCCUUGCCACCUUUCUGGACAUGCCCCUGUCACCUGUGUUUUUCUGUUUUCACAGUCUGUCGCCUAUUGUAUCUUUACCAUAAUGACACCGUUAAAGAUAAAAACUGAACUCUUAACCUGCCCUGUUUACUUAACUAAAAAUCCUACAUGAGGCACAGGAACCAGGGAUAACAAGUCAUUAAAUAUAUUAGCAAAAGUGUCAAACAAGUUGUGAGGACAUAAAAUUAAAGGCCUUUUAUUUGAGACUAAUACGUUUACUUCAAGUUUAUUUCUGUGGACACUUACAAAAAGCGGUUACUUGCGUACUUUUUUGUUGAUUUUCAUGUCUUGUUGUCUCACCCUUUUUUAAUUUGAUGACUGUGAAGUACCUUGUGACAACUGUAGAAAGGUGCUAUACAAAUAAAGUCUAUUAUUAUUAUUAUUAUUGUUAUUGUUAUUGUUAUUAUUAUUAUUAUCAUUAUUAUUAUUAUCUCUUGAUAUUUUUGCACACAUGAAUAUAUUAAGUAUUGUUGCCUUUAUUGAAUGAUUUAUACCCAUCACUAUGACAACAGAUCUAAAAUGAGGGUGUAUUGAUGCUCAUUCUGGCGUUUUCUGUAAGGUGCAAGCUGUUGAUUUUAUGUCAAAGUAACCGGAUCUUCCUGGCCAUGUUUUGGUGAAGUUUGAAAUGAAAAUGUCCAACAUGGAGUGAUAUAUUGUAGGGAAAUUGUGUCUCUAAACGAACUCCCAACUACUUUUUAGAAACGCCUACGUGAAUAAUAGAUGCAGCAGUGACAUCAGAGGGUUGUGUGUUGGGGUGGAUUUCCCUUUUACUCAGUCGGGGACCACAGCAGCGACAGCAGCAGCAUUAGCAGCAGUAGCAGCAGCAGUAGCGUCGUAGUAAAAUGCGGUGCUGCUGAGGAAAGAGGAGGAGAUAUACGGAUUCAAAGAGAGAGGAAGAAAGAGAGAGGAAGAAGGAGGGAGGAAAGAGACCACCCGGCUUGCAGGAUAUAUCUUUGUGCAGAAAACAGAGGAGACCGGUUGUUCUCUUCUCUUCGGACAUGUGGUGCACCCGGUAGAGGCAGUAGCAGCCCCGGCGGCGGCGGCGGAGGCUGUGGUGGUGGUGGUGCUGGUGGUGGUGGUGGUGGUGCGGUUACGGCGCAGCAUAGCCCACUACGUCUUCUUCUUUUGUCUCUUAUUUUUGUGAUUUUUGUGUCCUUCGGUUAUGAGCUUGCUGGGGGCAUACAAGAAAAAGACCAGUUACGAUGGCUAUGAAUCUUUGCAGUUGGUCGAUAGCGGAGGAGAUAGCUUCAGCAUCGGCAGAGGGGGCAGCGGCAGCAGCAGCAGCAGCGGCGGCGGCGGCGGCACACUCGCAGGCUCCAUAGCGGCCACCCUUGGACAGAAGGCAGGCCCGCUGCGAGAGGAGGACUGCAGCACCAUGGACAGCUCAGGUAAGAGUCCCACCGCGUCCCUGUUCAGCCUGGUAGGAUGUAAAGACUUCAAUGUGGCCUGUAACACAACAGUGAAAGUCUUUGAUGCUAUAUGCACAUCAUACAAUCCCCUCCAGCGUUCACAAUGGCUACUCGACUCCAUUUAAGUGUUGUUAUCAGGUUAUUGUUUGCAGAACGGGUCAAGGCAUGUCCCAGUCUGUUGAGUUAGUUUACAAGUGUCCCUCUAUUUAUUUACACACUUUUGCAACUUGAUAAAUAGACUCAGAGGGGUGAAAAGUAUCAAAAAAGUCUUAAGGGCACUCAUGCAUUAGCACAUGAAAUACUCUCCACAGCUCACAAUUUGCUGAAACAGUUACUAAAACAUAUAUCCUGGUCAAUUUUCAGUGGUCUUGAUAUAAAUAAUUGGUUAUUGUACACAGGACAGUAAAAGGCUGCUCAGUGCUACUCAGUUCAGACUAUAUAGAGAGGUAUUCAGUGUACUUUGUUAUGAGUAUUAGGAUUUUCUGCAUGAAAAUAUUAGAACAAAGUUCAGUUUUGGUGUCAAAAACAGAAGAAAUAUGUACAUUUAUUGUGGAUUUAUGAUUGAACUAUGUUUCAAUCAUUAACAAUGAGUUCCCUUUUGUGGUCCUGCUCAUUUUUUAGCUUUUAAACUACUUGUAAUACAGUUUCAGUAAUUUGAUAAUUGAGAUAAUGUACAAGCAUGAGUAUCUUAUACAGUAUAGUAUCCUAAAUAUGUUGCACUGUGUAUACAAACCCGUAAUACAAACUAGAAACUAUGAUUUAAAGCUUUUACUUUUUCACGCUUUGACUUUAAAUAUAAAACAAAGUCAUACUAACUGUGAUCCUGCAGGUCAGUGAGAAGGAGGAUAAUCUCUUUUGGAGUUUUCGGCAGCAGAAGGGAGAAAGUUUGUCAACUGGCCAUGAAUGAUGCAUCAUAAAAUUAAGGAGAAAAAAAAACUGAAAACAUGAUCAAUGAUGUUGAAGCUGCAUGCUAUUAUCCAUCUGUUUGUCAUCAAUCUGAUGGCAAACCCCUACAUGCUCUGUUUAAUUCUGUCAUUUAUUUGGCACCUCAUUGGUAUUAUGAAAUUCAAUUCUGUCAACUGAGAGGAAUAAAGUGUUACAACAGCAGCUAAUGUUGGUCUGUGUUCCUGAGGGAACAUUCACAAAUUAAUUAUUCAACUAAUAUAGUGUCCAUUUGUCAUCCAGUAUGGUAUUACAGAGGCAAAUGUGACAAUAUAAUGAUAACUUUCACACCAUAGAAAACAUACUUCUACAGAGUAUGAAAUGAUAAUGUUUUGGAUGUUUUAGUCGAAAGUAAACUUGCUAAAUUAAAGUUCAUGUGGGGAGUUUUAACAGAUAAUUCAACAGACUGAGUUGAUGUCUCUUUAUAAUAAAAAAAACCCCAAACAAACAAACAAAACCUCCAAGACCAUAAAAAAUAAAAAGGGCCUUUCCUCUACUGUUAUUUUUAAUGUCUGACACUUCUGGCAGGGGGAGGGAGGGGUAGGUGUCAUACAGCCUCCAAUUUCAUGUUUAGUCGCAAAAGUUCUUAAUAGAUUUGACAUUUGACUGUAAAAGAAAGCAGGGGAACAUUUUUAAUCUAGAUCUACAGGACAAAUUUGGCAGAGACCACUUUGUCCACAGGGGGCGCCAAAUCAAACAAAAAAGUACAAAUAUGAACAGCUACCUUAAAGUGAAAUGUGUUUACCAUUCAGUCGUACGUUUGUGUAUUUUUGACUGUUUAUCUCAUGGAAAUGAGGCUCAUAUUCAUCCUAGGAAAGGUGCAAUACUCAACAAGUCUAGUAAAAAAAUAAAACUACUCUUCCUAGCAUGUAGUUUAAAGCUGAUGACUGUCAAUUUAAAGGCCUUAAUGAUACUUUCCCGAUGAACUUAAACAAAGCAAAACAAUAGCACAGUUUAAAAGUAAAUUAAAGCAGAGUAUGAUUGAUUUAUGAUAUUGUAUAUGGGUAUGGUACAAAUGAGAGAUUUGAAGUUUUCUAGAUAUAUGUAUGAAGUGCACAUUUGUUUGUUUAUACGUAUAUAUAGGUAUGGAUUUAUAUAUAAGGUCUUUGUUUCAGUAUUAAUGAUUUGUUACAUAUUCAUGUUAGACUUUGGAGCUUUUGUUUCCUUUUUGGCGACUUCAGAAAUCCAAAAAAUCUAGUGACAUGUAAAAGGUCAAUGAAUAGGAAGGAAUGAGGGUAGGUACAAUUAAACUAAAUAGCUUCUACCUACUCCUUUCCGAUCUCCAAAAAAUGGGGAAUUUCUUGUCUCAAAUUUAAUGUAUGUAUAUUUGAUCAAAUGAACAAUCUCUCUCUCUCUAUCUCUAUACUUAAGUCUUAGAGGAGAAAAACGUCACUUAGAUAUAAAUGCAUGUACCAUUUGUUCUGUUUCUAUAUAAAUAGCUGAAAUCCUCUCUGCUCCACUAUUCUUAAACUAGUCAAUGGGCAACAUAUUUUGUCAAUACAAAACACUUGUUAAAUAGUUUAAGUUAACAAAGUAUUGUUUGUGGCAUGUGUUGGAUCAGGAAGAGGAAUCUCAUGAAUUCUGUCUUAAAAAAAGGACCAAAAUGUGAUCAUUCACAGGCCACAUUGGGUCCACAGGCCACCUAUUGAAUACAUCUGCGGUAGUGUGUGUGUCCUGCGUUCACCUCACUGCAGCGCUCUGUGGAGUCAGCCAGCCUCCUGGGAUGAACACUCAUGUGAAACAAAAGAUGAGGAAGGUGGGAGGGCGGGUCAAUGAGGGAAGGGGAUUGGGGUUGUGGUGGGCUCCAGUGUCAGAUGUCUGUCUUCUCCACCAGCCUUUUUUUUUUUUUUGGAUGCUCUCUUUCAUGUGUGUGCCCGUCCCUGCCCGUGUGUGUCCCAUUCACUCAAAGCCUGAUAGUGAGGGUGAAAGGUUGGCACUCCACAAGGAGGGAGACACUUUCAAACAAACCAUUGAUCUCUGUCUAAGAGCUCUCCUCUCUGUUGAUGUCCCGCUCCAUCUUUUAGCAAGCGGCUGGGCUUUGCUGCUGGAUUACCUGCCUGUUUCUGAGCCUCCUCUGGUGUCUUUAAUGGCAGCGUUUGUCACUGUAACUGGCUCUGCAGUCUGCUCACUCCCACAUCCAUCUGGCCUCAGAAAGAGAGGCACAGAGAGCAGAAACACAGCAGAUUUAGACAGAGGAAUAAAAACAUCAGAACAUAGAUGGAGAAAAAGAGGAGACGCUCAAGAAAGGACACAUCAUAGCUACUAAACAGUCUUCUGAUUCGGCAGAUUGAAUAAGUUAUUAAUCAUACACCCCUUCUCUAAUCAGCCGUACCGGGAAAAAAAUGGACUACAGCGCAGCCAUUCAGGUCCAGGACUAAACAAAACCUCUUACUGUGAUGUGGCACUGAGAUUGAGCGCAGUGUCAUGUGUUUGCUUUUCAAGCUUUAGUCUUGUGUGUACGCGCCCAUCUGUGUCAUUCGCACAAGCCAGAUAUUGAGGGAGAAAGGUUUGCUAUUGUACGAGGAGGGAGACACAUUUCAGCGACAAAUUGAUCCCUGUAGACAAAACUCUCAUUUCAGCUUCCUCUCAGUUGUGUUCCUGUCUUACCUUGUCUUCCUCUUUCUCCUCCAUCACUGCGCUCGCCUCUUUUACCUGUGCAGCAUGAUUGGCAGAUCCAGGUUGAGUUUAUAUAGCUCCUGAUUUCAAGGCAGAGCAGCAUCCAGGUUUUCCUAAUACGUGCUGUCAUGCUCACCGGCUGGGAAAUUUGCAUAGUAAGGAGGUUAAAAAUAGACCAAACUAGGAGGUGAAACAGCACUUUGCAUACCUCUGUAGAGUCAUGCUGAGUAUGACAACAUGUUGAACAAAUCGUUCAGUAUUUUAGCAAGUGCAUGUCUUUUUUUUUGUGCUUGGAUUUGGGUUUUAAUCAUCGCUUAAGCUGAGCAGUGAUUGGCAGCAGGGUGAAACAGCUAGCCAGACUCCUUCAAAAGUCUAUCUUUUAACAUAAUGUCUUUAUAGAUCAAACAAAAAAAGAUUGUUUUUGUUCAUUCAAACUCUUUACAAGCACUGGAGAGUGGAUGCUGUUGCUUGUGGGCAAAGCCAGGCUAGCUUAGUUAAUGAACCAUUAACUGCAGAUACCAGAGUAUGAGACAGAUAAGAGCUGUUGCCAUAUACGCAGUACAAGAAUUAAAAAUAAUUGCCUCUAAAACAAAAAUAAAACAUAACAUUUAGUAAUACCAUGACUUCAAAGUAAUGGUCCUUUAUGCUGGUUGUUGUGAAUCCAAAAACAAUGACAGAGCGUCCUUUUAACUGUAAGUUUUGUCUACAAGAAGUGGUUAACUUCAAAAUAAAAGCAUGUUUUGACAAUACAGCAUAUAAAACAACCUGCAAGUAAGACAGAAAAAAUCAAAAUAAAAGCAUGAUAAACAAUUUUCUAAUAAGACCAUAGGGUUGAUGAUAAGUGGUAAAAUUUAGUAUAAUCAGAAAUGGAUGAUGACAUGUAAGGUAACUGCAUUUAUUCAUUAAGUUUGAUUCACUAAGGUCAGGUGUAGCCUCUCCUUUAACACAUUUGAAUGCCAGCUGUUCUCUGAAGGCAUGAAUCUGAACUUUUACCAUCACUGUCGUUCUUAUAAAUGACACUCCUCCUCUAUAUGCCAGCAAGCUAAUCAGGAAGCUGCAUGUCAUCAUUAUGGUCUAAAUGAGAUAGAAAAAUAAUAAUGAAAUGAAAUAUGCGUGUUAUGACUAUUUAUUAAAAAACAUGUAUUUGCAGAUGCAGCUGCUCAGUAGUAGCACUUCACCCUAGAUGCAGUGAUGGUUAUUUUUCCAUAUUUUAUCUGCCUAUUAUUGUGACAAAUAUCUAAUAUGAUAAUUCUACAUCAUGCUCAGAUCCUUUGAUGGAGAUACCUUUAUCUGCAGCUGACUAUUGUUUAGAUUCAGCUGUAUAUACUGUGGUCAGAGUCAGUAGGCAGCAGUAGCAGUAGAGUUUCCUCCUGCAGUAAUGGCUGUUAUGAGAGAUGGGACCACACACAAAUUGCUUGCUGGAUUUGUCUGUUCUCUGACAAAACAGGUGCUUUCACCUGGGAGCUAUACUAUCCUUCUUUUUUACUAAACCAAGUGUUGACACCCAGCCUUCCAAGUAAAUAAAGGUGAAAUGAAAAACUACUUUCACCUCAAAAAGGUGAGGGAGUCGCAGUUUUUUAGACAAGUAAGAAAAGAGAGUUCUAAAAGUCGCAGGGUUUGAAAACAAAAAUCUGCUCAGCUUUGAUUAUUUUUGUCCAUUAAUGUUUUUUUUUCACUUUAUUGGUAGAAACUGUAAAUCUUCACUGUGACUAUUGUUGUGAUGUGAUUUUUAAGACCUGAAAGCAGUGCGAGAGGGUUGUUGUUUAGCAAAGCACUUAAAAAAAAGGUCCCUGUUUGCACUAUUUCUACGUAAAACAUCCACAAUAAAUGAAGCAUUUGACUGUCCAAAGUCGGAAUGAGGAGAUUUUUCUGUCAGAAGACAGCACUUAAACACUGAGAAAUACACUUAAAGCUCCAGUGAGGAACUUUCAGUUUAGGUCAACUCUGGCGCCCCCUGUGGACAAAGCAGUCUAGCUUAUUUUUCCAUCUACAUGUUUUCCUGACAGAAUAGCUCAUAAGGCUGUUUUCGGCAUGAUUUGAAUUGUAGUCUAUUUCAGUAAUGUCAAAAUACUUCUCACAGGAGCUUUCGGCAUAUUGCGGACACAAAGUUCCCCACUAGAGCUCCAAAUAUGAUUAAAUUAAAAACAUUAAGUUUUGGGCAUCUUCCUGCCUGUUAAAGAAUGAAGAAAUCUUUUUCAGCCCAAAGUUUUGCUCAGUUAAUCAUCAGUAUCAUCCCAAAGCAUGGGAAACAUUAUUAGUUGUUUUGUGACAAUAAAAUAAAUGCAACAAAAACAACUUUAUCGAGCACUUUUCCAAAUACAUUUAACACAGUAUUUCUGAGAGGCUUAAAAAUAAAAAGAGGAGUACAGAAUUUUCAAAAACAGCUUGAGUUCGAAUGCUCUGUCCUUCGGUAAACUGGGAAAACCAAAAUUCACCUGAUCCAAGGAUACAACAGCUAUGGCACUUGAGAGCUAGAUGUGUUUGAGGGGAAACCCAUAAAGCCUGAGAUUAUUCAGUCGUACCUUCAAAUCUUUUAUAAAACACACACUAACCAGAUAAACAGCCUUAAAUGGGGGUUACAAGAUCACAGGUCUGUGUUGUGGUUGAAGCCUGGAUUUCUGUCUCUUCUGUCUUAUUGCAUUAAAUUUUUUGAUUUCUCUAUUUUUACACCAACCAUCAACUCCAGUGUUCAUGCCUUUUGAGUUCAAACAUUUUCUCUCUGUUCCCCUCUGUUUAAUGUGAUUUCAUGCUUCGACUGUAGGGGAUUUCUGUGUAUUAUAUGCUGCUGGAGUUCAACAAGCAUGUGCUUUAUUUCCCAGAAAAAAAAAAAAGUCUUCAUGGGGUCUGUGCAGUCAAAUAGUCUAAAUAUAGAAAAGAGGGAAUAAUUGACUCAAAUUUACACAAAAGACAGUAUGUGAUAGACAUUUAGGAAAAGAAAGGGUUGGAGGACUGAAGAAAAGAUAUUUCUGACUUUGAAUGUGGGAAGAGAAAAUAGUGAAAGAGUUUAUUAUUAAUCAGGGAUCUUUUUCUCACCCUCCUGCUUCUCUCUAAAUAGAUUUCCUCUUACAGUGUUUGUAAAGUCUUUGUGAGUGUUUGCCAAAGUGUGAAAGUUAAGUGUGCUGUUAGAAUAAUCAACUGAACAACUCUGCGGUUAUCCAAAAAUAUACAAAAACUGGCAACUUUGAAUUUCUAUUUCUCAAAGAAACAGAAAAAAAAAUAUUACAUUUGUCUCAAAGUGCUGAAAUAGAUGUCCCUCAGGCUUUUAGAGGUAAUAACUUUAUCAACUUUGUCAGCUGAUAAUACUAUCACAUCAUUAUCAGCACAAUAUCAUCUCAAUUUUACCAACUAUGAGCACUAGUCAAAUGAAAAAAAGAUUGCUCAGUCUUUCUCUAAGCAAAUGUGAAGAUAAGAUUCUGCCUUCUUGUUGAUUUUGAGAAGUUUACUUUCAGCUAAGUAUUGCCUAAAACCCUCUUUUACUGACUGUCAGCUUAACUUAUUUAGAGUUGAGUGUUUGGCAGGUUUACACCCACGACUCUUCUGGGGGGUACACCUCAAGGUUCUCUGCAGGUUAUGUCUUUUUUUGUAGUAUUGGUGUUAACACAAGGUACAGUCUGACAUUGAACUAAAAAUAAAAACUUAACCUGCUCUGUGGAUCAUCAAUCUAGUUUUUGCUCAUCAUACUAAAGCAACACUCUGCCUCUCUUUACCUUUUCACAGUCUUCUUUAUACUUCUACACGCACACACACAGACUGCAGACUUCUAAGUUAAUUAUAUUUAGGGAAAAAACAAAUCCCAUCUGAGCACACAGCUGCUCAAGCCUGACCCCAAACUGUAUAUUUUUCUGGACUCACUCGGGUCAGUCAGUUCAGUAUGACUCAAAGUUUCCACCGUAUCAACCAGAAAGCCGGUUCACCCUUGUCAUAUAAGCUCUGUAUGGCUUAUGGCUCGAGCUCAGAGUGAUUGAAUGUUGCUUUGUCUGUGGGUGGCUUCCAGCAGACACGGCGGUGGAGGACAUUUUUGAUGAACCUGGGUGGUUAGAGGGUAGACUCCAUCGCACUGAAAAAUCCCUGUUGAGUGGGUUUUUCUCUCACCUGCGUUGUGCCAAAGGUGAGAGAUUUCUCAGCAUCGAAGCUGCAUCUCUAGAGUCCCACUGAGUCCGCCAUGUGUGGAUAUACAGAGAGGAGAGGGGGAUAAAGUGAGAGGAUAGGGAGAGAAAAUCUCAGAUCAGCAGAGGGUUGCUGACUAAGAUAUGAUACUUGAAUGCAUCCCAACUUUUGCUUACUCUUUUUCAGCGUACUACACACACAUUCACAUAAGCACAGCUCUGGCUUGUGUGCGUCUUGUCUCUUGUGUCCUUUUCUGCCAUGCCUUUACACCCACAUCUGUUUAUUUGGUAUGUUGUGCAGUGACUCAUAUCUUCAACACUUCAGCCAAGUGAAACCCUCUGAGAUACAGUCUCCAACUGAAUGAUUGUGUUUAUUCAGCACAAACUAGAGACACAGUCAAGCACAUCAUCUGCAUACAGCAUGAUAAUUUUUGGAAAAACACAAUAUAAACACCAUAAAUCCUCAAAUAGUAAUAAUAACUUUAUUAGUAAAACUAUAGUAUAACUUUAAAGUCAGUAAGUAACUUGAAAACCUUAUUAGAUAAUUAAAAACAUGCUGUGCUUAUGAACACUUAAUAAAUGUUAAUUAGCAUUUAUAAAAGCAUCAUAUUAAUAUUAUUUACAAUGCUCAUAAGACACAUUAAGGCUCUCGUUAGAAACUUUAAAAAAGUUUAUAUACCUGUCACAAACAUCACUAGCAUGUUUAUAAUCAUAAAUUAGUCCUUAUUAGGGUAAAACAAACAUUAGUCUGAACAUCUAAUAUAAAUAGUUAAUUAUUGAUAUUUUAUUUAAUCUGUAAUUAACCCUUAUAGAGUCUAAAUGAUGUUUAUAAGCAUCCUAUUGAUGUUAAUGAAAGGCAAAUAAACUUUAAGCAAGUUUUUAAUGUGACUUUGAUAGUGUGUUAUAUGCAGUAAGAAAUGUGUUCUUACACUUUUAAAAACACUAAACACUGUUUAUUAGCAUCGUAUAAUUUCUUAUUUAAGGCCUAUUGACUUUUGAUUAAUGUUAAUUACAAGAACCAUAACAUAAAGUGUUACCAAGCAAGGUUAUAUCCACAGGCUUGAUGUACAGAUAUACUGUAUUAAAUGCUUUUUAAUGCAUAACGUCUCUUUUGAAUGUAUACAUAGAAACAGCAGGGGUGUUCAGUGACGCCAUGUGCUUGGCGGUGCUGUUUGUGGUGCAUUUAACUCUUUGCGUGGGCUUUGUAAAUUUGUCAGGUGAAAAGCAAUGUCAUGUUUUUAUGAUUCAGACCCUUUUUCUUUUUUUUUAUUUACCAAAAUAUAAACAUCCAAACUUCUCAGACAGAGACAGUUUGAUUUAUUGUCCUGUCUCUAAUACAAGCCUGUUUCAUAUACAGGCCUGGUACCUUCAGCAUUUAGGCUUUACAAGAGUUUUGAAAAUGAUGUUUAAUGUGUGUAAUCCAGUUUCGAACUGAAGAAUCAUAUUUAAUCAGAAAACACUGUUAAGUCAAACACAUCACUCAUCAUCCUUGGUAUGAACAUGUGUGCUUUCUUCUGAUUUGUCAAAUCUCCUCUGUCUCCAGAUAUGGACGCCAACUAUGGCGGAGGACUGUUGGAUAUGGUGAAGGGAGGAGCGGGGAAGUUCUUCAGCAACUUUAAGGACAACUUGAAAGACACGCUGAAAGACACUUCCACGAAGGUCAUGUCUCAGGUUUCCACGUGAGUUGAAAUCUUCAUUUAUAGUUACUGAAAAAUCCUGCAAUAUAACCAACCACAAAACUGGUUGCUAUUACUCAGAUUUUGUUUUUGAGCAUUACUUGGGCUGUAUGAGCAACUCACAGCAUUCUUAACAUCACUAAAUCAAAGAGGUUGGAUCAUUAAGACUCAACAUUUUGAACAAACUGUUCCUGGUAGUUUUUCAAUCUUAUCAGCAUGACUCCAAGAAGGUCUUAUCUCUUCUCUCCUUUGCUGUGAAAGCAGCACUUGACUGUGGGUUGACUGGGGGAGUGGACUUUUUUAUGUUUACCAAAAAAUACAGCUAUGGGGCCUUGUGUGUUUAUGAUACGAGUAUAAUAAGAAGAGUACAUGACAAUAUCUUGUUGUGACCUACUUUUUUAGAAUUUUGGUGAAUAUCUUACGCUGCAGGCUAACAAAAAUACCUCUGUGGAUGCAAACUGCUUCAGGGUAACUGGGAGAGAUCUACUUUAGGGAUAAGUAGAAGUUGAAGGAGCAAACUCAGGGAUCAGAAACCACUCGGGAAAUUACCUUGAAUGAACUUGCAUCGCUGGUCUUCAGUUUUUCUUCUCCUUUGGCUCCUGCGUCGAUCAAUCAAUAUGAAACCACAAAACUGUAGUUAUUCUGCUCUCUGUCCUUGUUGAAUCAUAUGUGCUAUUUAACAAGGAAGUCUUUUUUUCUAUUAAAUCCUCUUUUACAAGUCUGGACAUGGUACAACUCUAAUAUCCAACAAGACAAGAUUAUAACUCACAAACAAAAGUCUGUCUUUGCCGUCAUAUGAAUGAGUUUUAUGGCACAAUGCCCAGACUUAGUCACUCCUUGCCAUGGAUAUUUCGACACCUGCGACUUUUAUUUUGAAGUUCCUUUACAAUAGAUUACUUUUAAGAAAAUAAAGAACUAUAUUUUUUUUGUUUAGAAUCUUAUCCAGAGCACUGAAAUCAGGCAAAUGUGUAUCUAAUCAAUAUGAGCUGUGGUAAUUACUUUGAUUGACUGAGUGUUGUUUCAGCUGCUGAUUGCAGUGUAAACUGAGUCCACAUCAGCUUUAGAAGUGAAACAGAGCAGUAAAGAUGGAAGGAGGAGAGAGGGAGGGUAGCAGAGUCUGGCACGGCUCGCUCGUCCCAGUGUGUUUGUGCACAGGCAUCUGCACAGGGGCAGAACAAAGGGGCCUCUGUAUUGUCACACACAUACUCUCUCAGUAUUGACUCAGCAAGUUCGAUCGUGACCAUUCCUCUCCUGUGUCUCCCCUCCUCUGCCGCUCGCAUCCUCGCAGACUUACACCCCUGUCCUGUCGUACCCCUGUGUUUUCCAGCCUCUCAUCUCUGCUCCACCUCCUCUCCUCUCUUCCCCUCUCAUUGCCGUCUAUCGCUCCUCUCUUGUCUGAAUUAUUCAUGGUGGUUCAUUGUGCCAAAUGGCCAGUGCACUGCUGAUACAGAAGGAUUCAUUUCAUUAGGGCCCUGCUGUGUGUCGGUCGGUGUGUGUUUGUGUGGAGUGUAGAUGUAUAUGUGAGUGGGUGGUUGGGAUAAUGGGGCGAGGGAAGCAGACUGCACUGGUUACCAGCUUGAAAGCCUUUAGAAAGGGAAGGUGCAUGUGCAGAGGUAAAACAGCAUGCCACAGUUUAGUGCAGCAUACUUAAAAACAGAUUUCCUUUGAUGAGUGUCAACCCUGAUGAUCCUGCUGGGAUGUGAAACACUGCAGAGUUAACUAUGCAAAUGUGAUUACCAUUAAAUAGAUUUUCUAUCUGAGGAGUAGGAAUGUGACAACACUAGUCGUUUCCCAAGGUUAAGGGUGUACCCUGCAGUUUAUUGUCCUUAUAAAUAAGUAAACACCAAGCAAACUUAGGAGUAAACAUUUGCUUUGUUGUGGAUUCGAUCCACUGUAUAGUUAAAAGUACAAUAGUGGGAUUGUGUCGACAUUUAGUUUGUUUUUCUUCUUCUUUUGUAACUUUUGACUUAGCUGAGUGAACUUUGUCAAGGUUAAACUUUGAAAUUAUGCAGUUAGUUACAGAUAUGAAAGUGUAAAAAGGCUGCAGAAUUUAAAGGCACAGUAAGGAGUUUUUUGACUGGAUAUAAAACAGACUGAAAUGAGCAGUGAUGACUCUUCAUGACCUGCAGAAGCAAUGACAGGACUGACAAUUGUUACGAAUUAAAUUUUAAUGCCUGUAACUCCUGCGAGGGGGAGGUAAUGGAAAAACAGCCGAAUUUUACCUUCUCCAAAGGAAAUAUCCACAGAAAAUCACAUAUUUCACAGUUUAAAGGUCCUUUUUUUAUCAGAAAACAUGGCUUCAGCAUGUGCAGGACAAAACUAGUUAAGAAGUAUGUAGUACUAGUAUGUAAGUACAGUCAGGUACUCCUGACUGUCUCCACACAUCAAGCAAAGACAUGAUUAGACGCUCCUACUACUCUGGCGGUGCAAAUGACGCGAAUUGGGCGUGAGCUGAAAAUGUCUCAACUUGAGCGCAUAUUCACGUCGCGAUAACUAAUCAGCACAAAGGUUGCCGGGUGAUGUAUGAAAAUGGAUGGUUGUUCACUGGUAUCUAAAAUGGAGGACAAACUGAUCGUGUCAGUGUGUGUGUGCCCUGAAUUGUGUGAUACCUUCUCUUUCAAUUACCAAAACCAGAAUAAAAAGGAGCUCGCCUGGAGGCAAGUGAGUGAGGAGGUGGGAUUACCUGGUAAAUUGUAAAAGAUUCUUGUCUAUCACUUGAUCCCGCCGGUUUAACUGACAGGGAUUACUGUUGAAAAUACAGUUGACGCGCAAAUGAAGCGAGCAAAUACUAUUCAUUCACGCGUCUAGAUUCGCGUGCAUUAAGCGAGUAGAUGAUUUUACUCUCGCUUGGUGUGAGUCCACAGUUAGCACUGUCAAAUCCAUCAUUAUUGGAAACCAUCACAACCUGUGAGAGGAAAUGAUCCUUUUUAGAGAAAAGCUGCUACACUUCUGCAAAAUUAGGUAAUUCAAGGGUGGCGCUACAUCUUUUUAGAGGACAAUGAAUCAUUUUUUCAUAUCCAAGACAAUAAAUUUUCUCAAGCACCAUUUACUCCAGAUAAUUAAACCUGUUUCAAGGUAACUGCUCACAAGUUUUCUCAAUAAGAUGUCUAAUUAUCUUCUUUCUUUUGCUGGAACUAUCGAGGAAUAAUUAUGAAGCACGGGUUGCAUCACUUAUAUUAUGAAAUGUAAUGGAAAAAAUGGUUUUCUGGGUUAUCUCAAGACACAGACCAGAGUCAAAACUCAAGACAAGACCGGGACGCCUGACUCAGUUUCUGUCAUUUUUCAAUCAGAGGGUUGACUGUUUGAUCGCAGCUCCUGCAGUCAAAGUGUCCCAGUGACACAGUCAGCAGAGUGUAAAUGUGUAUGAAUGGAGAUUAACUAAUACUGGUGUUUUGCUACUCUUCUGUUAUCAGUGUAGAGGUGAGGGGUGGUGAUAAAAAGAGCAGUGAGAGCUCCAAUAGACAAGAAGAGCACUGUACAUAAGUGUCUUUACCGUUUACUAAAAGAAAAUUGCAGCUUUUUUCAGUGUCAGAGGUCUUUUGCCGUUUUUGUGAAUCCCCUCAGCAGAAUCGUCUCUGCCUCUAUACAGAGGGAGUUUUGGUGCCCUUCAGAAGCACCGUCUCUGUUGGUCUUUGAGUGGUCUCUCUCUGACUUCUUUAGAGGACUGUCUCAUCCCAGUUUAUCGACUUUUGUAACACUUAAGUGGAAAUUCCCCCGAGCACGCUUGAUGGGAGGGACACCCCUGCAAGCACAGUUAUUGACUGGGCCCCUUAUACCACUAGAAGUCCAUGUUGGGUCCUUUCUGCCCCUGUGUAAUACAUAUCCAUGGCGAAAAGCUGUUAGUGAAUUAUUUAAAGCAGCCUGCUUGUUUGUUUACCUGGCUGAAGGGAAUUUCUGCAGAGGAAACAAAUCUGGCAACAACGCUCAACUGUGUCUGUGAGGACCGGCACGGCUGUGGAGUCUGGAAGGCUGAACAGGGUUUGUGAAAGGCACAGUGUCCUUGCAGGCAGACUGCACCCCCCCUCCAACCCCCACCACACCCACCAGCCUCCCUCACCAAACACACAUUCAUCUCUUCUUUCUGCUUUCUAUUCAGCCUCUUUCUCAUUCUCAUAUUUAUACCCACCCUCACUUUUCUUCUUACUUGGAGAACAUCUCUCUCUCUCUGUGUUUCCUCUUCUGCCGCUGAAUUGGGACCCUUAAAGGAUCCACAUCCCUCUAGAUUCACCACAGUGUGUUUUUAAUCAUGCAUUAAUUGUGUAACAUUUGAUAUAUCUAAACUGUGUAUCACCUUGAGAACAGAAUAACUGAUGAUAACGGCAUUUCUCUCCUGGGUGGUCCCCGUGUGAAUAUGGUGAAAUAGGACUAAUGGAAUCAAAAUCAACAAAGGGGAGAGUUUUUAGCAGCAUGUGGAUUUCUGUUCAAACACUAAAAAAUGGAGGAUUGAGAAGGGAGGCAUACAUGGAGCGGAUGUGGAAAGCCAAAUCUUCUUUCUAUUGGGGAUCAAAUCCACUUUUACUGUGUUUGUGUGAGUUUUUGUGUGACUGGGCUGAUAGAGGAGCACUUCUCUACUAAUGCAGUCUGUCCUAAAACACAACAAACAGGCACUGUGGGGCAGGUGCUUUUGGGUGUGUUUGUAGUUCCUCUUUGCCCUCAGUGUGUGUUCACAGACUGAACUGGAAUAACGUCCAUCCAGCCUCUUUAACCAUUUUUACACUGCAUGUAAAAAAGACUAAUUUCUUCAUUGGUUGAAACUGCUAGUGCAUAACUUUGCAUUAUUGGACACGUGGCUGAUUGACUGACUGUUGUAGGGCUGGGACGAUAUGCUUUCCUCCCGAUUCGAUUCUUCUAAUAUUUUUUUGAUGCCAAUUCGAUUUAAAUUGUGAUUCUAGGAUAUUGUCGAUUUUCCUGUUUUUUUUAGUCUGUAUUUUUAACACCAGUGAAACAGUUAAAUGAUUAUGAUUGUCUACUAACUAUUCCAGGAAACAUAUUUCCCCCAAAAAUACACAUCACAUGUAAAAGAGUUUUUAAGAUUUAUUUUUAAGUUUGAAAAAAAAAAAGAUUUUUAUCAAAAAAACUGAUUUAAAAAUUGCAAAAAAAAAAAAAAUCGUGAUACUUUUGUGAAUUAAUUUUUUCUCCCACCCCUAGACAGGCAGGUGUGCUUUUUUCUAGGAGGCUUCAGACUUUUCAAAAGUUUAGCUGAGUCAGCAUUUUCAAUGUGAUAACUGCUAUUGUUGAGUUUCAUAAAUUCUCUUUAAAAACCAAUGAGUAACCUCACUUAGAUUAGGUUUACGCUGUCUUUUGGUCCCAUAUCUAAGUUUCAGUCAGGCCCAACCCUGUUAAGUUUCUGAGAUCAGACCAAAUCCAGUUUGUUUGAGGUGGUUUUGCAGGAAGCAAGUGCACAGCAAUGCAGCAGGACACAAAGACUGAAUGUAGCAGACAGACUUUGAACUUUUACUGAAGGUUAUUGUACUAACAUUGCAUUAUAAUGCAAAAUGAAUACAUUUUUAUUAAUUUUUAUUCCACAUAACCACACUCUUCAGAGUUAUCUCAUUGAUAUACAGCUUAGUCCAGACCUUUUUCAUCAAGGAGGGUUAUUACUUGAAAUAAGUCAAGUCAUAUUUGGCAGGAUGACUUAGUUCUGAGAGCUCCCUGUCCUUCCAUGUACGUAAGUGCAAAUAAGUGCAGCUCCUUCCCUUUUCAUGUGCAUGUAUCAAAAGCCAAAGUAGGGAGAGCAUCAGCAAAGGGAACACAGCAGAGCAGGCAUUGGUUACUACGAGCGUUAUGUUAAUUUAAUUGGACACAGCAUAAAAUGGAAGAGCACUGUGGGUGCAGCAAGAGUUGGCAAGAUCAAGAAGUUAAGAUCAGCAAAUGUACUUCUGGCUGAGCUGGACUUUGUGGCCUGCCUUGAACUAACACUUCACUCAAUAUAUGUCUAAAAAACAAAGAACACCAGUGUAGUAUUUAAUUUGGUAGUUAAUGAGUAAUUAAAUAAACUUUUUAAGACGAUAUCAAUUACUGAAAUCCCCACUGACAAAAAUGGAGGAUUUCAGUCCUCCAAACACGUCCUCCCUCCCCUCAUUUCGCUCUCUGUACCACACUUGUGCUUCACUUUAAUUGGCUGCAUCUUUAAAGCAAAGCAGGUCAGGGAGACUGCUCAUUUGCAAACUCAACGGCUGUUGGCCCUGACUGUUAAAACCUGACACCUGACCUGCUUCUCUACUUUAAUAGCCAGGAAGUUAUUUCAGGAGAGGAGGACCACAGGUUUGCACAACACGUCACAAUGACUCUCCACAUUUGAAGGUUUGUGCAGGCUUUAGUUAAAUGAACAUUUCGAGUUUAAAAAAAAAAAGAUUAACAGUACAAACUCUUGGAAACUAUGGCUCUACACUCCGGCUUUGAUAUUAUCCUUAAACAUCCUUUAAUGUCAUUUUCCCACUUUUUUAUUAGUGAUUGAGCUCAGAGUAUUUGUGCUUUAUUGGCAGCUUAAUUUUACACAACAAGCUACUAUAUCAACAUCCUGUUACACUUUAGUUACUCCUGUGUAACACUAAAAUCCCAAGACACAUUUUUAGUGUUCACUCUUUCCAAAGAGGUCAAGCUUAGAGUCACUGCGUUACAUAACCAGGUCCAGGAUUGCAUCAGGGCCAUAUGGCAGUCCUCCACGGCCACACGGAGAUGACUGCUGCCCCAGAUCAGCCCUGCUUGAGGGAUUUUCACAGUAGGCAACAACAUAACUCAAUCUGAAACACAUUAGCUCACUAAUGUGUUUUGUUUGAUAAUCUCUGGACAGUGGGAAGCCAAGUGGCUGCUGAGUUAGAUGUCAUGUUGGGAAAACUCCUCAGAUAUGACCUUUUUUUUUUUUGAGAUGAUAAAAGAAAAGUGUUCAAUGAUCAUCCUGUUUGACUUUCACUACCUGUUUUUUCUCACUAGAUAUAAAAAUAAUAGUUUUUUAAGUAAAAACUCUAAAUCUUUGCUUGUAGAAAUUGAUUUUUUAAGUUUUCGUUGAAUGAGCAUGUUUUCUUUCGCCUCUAUCAUGCCGCAGCGGUGGAGCACUUACACGAGUCUGCGCUCCAGCUGCUUUCAGAGUUUAAAACGAAACUCCGUAUGGACCCGCUAAAUUUGGCAAUGAAAGGCAAUGAAGCUCAAUUGGAAAAAAAAAAUCGCAUAUGGUGCUGCUUUGAUCUCGAGCGGUUCAGCCUAGUGUGGUAAGCCUGAGAAAGACAACCUCUCCACAGCCUGACACAUGGAAGCUUCUGCUCUGAGGCCUGUUGAGCCUAAUUACUUGGAUAUGCAUGAGAUGCAGCCUGAUGCACCGAGCACCAGAGGGAGAGAGCAGGAUGAAGCUUUUGGGUGCGUGAAUGCAGCGUUUUCGUCUUCUCGAUGAUAUUUUCAAGAACUCCUCAUCCAAAUCAGCAGCUGUAACAUAAUAUAUCUGAUCUAAUAGCAAACUAAAGAUGUAAGUUAAGUCUGUUUCUGCAGCCAUCACACCUCAGUCACUUGGAUCUAGUAUCUUUUAAAGAUUAUCGUAAUAUGUCAGAAUAAUGCUUUUUAAAAUACCUGAUAUUUUUUCUUUCUCACUGCAGUGAAAACCAUCUGACCUCGUCUUCAUUGGUUGUUUGUUUUUUUCACAGGUACUCCAAAGGGGAGCUGGACAUUUCCUACAUCACAUCACGGAUCAUAGGUAAACAUAUCUGGCUGUGUGCAGCUGACUGCAGUUACAAAUGUGCAAAAGACAUGUUUGAAAAGUCACAUUUAAAGCCCCGGAAAACUUGUUUUUUUGAUUUCGAUUGAUCUGUAAUGAAUUACACGACUGAAUAAGCAGCAGUCAAAGUAUAAGACUCUAACAAAAGUGUUUAAGAGCACUUUUAUACCAGGACUGUUUGGUUCAUUCUAAAAGGACCAUGGUCCCCUUACUCCUUAAUUCCGGGCGGUAUGAACACGCAUGCGAGCCGUGGGCCAGAUCAGACAAAAGGACCAUGGUCCUCUUGAAAAUGCCGGACUCGGUCCCCUUCCAAACGAACGAUGGUGGGUGUGAACACAGCGCUGAUGCAGCCAAACUUUUUAUAUGUCAAUAUAAACCAAAAAGACAUUUACUCUGUAAUAAAGCCGGGAAAUUCUGCCCAGCUGGAGGUUGCGGCAGACGAAUAACAGCCGGUUAAAACACCGGACUGUCCGUAAAAAACUGGACAAAUCGCAGAGGGUUUGUGUUCUAAUACAAUAGUCGGGUGGUAAGUAUUAAAUACCUUUCUGUUCUUCUGUUCAACAAACACGCAUUAAUGCCCAGCGUCUCCUCGCACAACGUCUCCGCCACCUUUGGUAAAUUGCGUGAAGCAAGACACCUAUUGUUCUCUCUGGUUGGCUAUUCUGUGUGCGUUGUAGGACAGUGAAGAUUGUGCCCCAGAUGAGCAGGUGACAGACAGAUUUUCCCUCUUUUUUUUAACCAUUCGGUUCACUUAGCAAAAGUCCCAUGUGAACGCUACCGGACCAAAUGCAAAAUGCAAAAAUGCAAACAUUUGGUCCCUGAUCCGGAAUAAAGGUCCUUAAAACUCUAUAGUGCAGAUCAGGAAGCUGCAUUUUGAUGUAUCUGCACUGUGGAUGAUACUGUGAGUAUAUCUAUGUUCAAGGUUUGUACAAGCUCAUGCAGUUAAGUGGACACCAGCACUCGAGUCUUUCUUUGUUUCUGACUGCUUCACAUGUUCAUCUGUGUGGAGCAGCAGUUUGACCUUUAGAGAACAGAGUCAGCUAGACAUCUGUCUCCUCAGGGCUUCUUCUAUCCCAUAAUGCUUUGUGUGCAACCGCAGUUACCUACCGUCUGUUAUCCAAGUUUAAAUUCACAGGAAGAUUCAAAGUGAUGUAAACAUCCGUACCAAUCAGUGUGUGACUUCCUUUCACAGUGAUGACUUAUCCAGCAGAGUCUGUUCAGAUUGGGUACCAGAACCACGUGGAAGACAUCCGCUCCUUCCUCGACAGUCGCCAUGCCGACCACUACACUGUCUUCAACUUAUCACAGCGGAACUACCGUGGCGCCAAAUUUUCCAACAGGGUGAGUGUGAUGGUUUGUACAAAGUUGAAUGUGGUGCUGAAAUCACACAGCACCUCCGUCUUCCCUCAUUACGCCUCAGAGGAAGGAGUUUACCUCAGCAUUACCUCCGUGCUUCACAAACUGCAGAUGAGACGUAACAGGGGCGGAAAUAUCCUACCUUAAAAUGGCAGCAUGUAAGAGCCUACUGAUAUGAGGCUAUUUCUGGGGGUAUUCAUGUUGCAUUCUGGGAGUUUUGGAGCCCGUCAGAGUGACAAAAUCACAAAGAAAACUGUUUUGUGCAUUAAAGUUAAAAUGAUACGACUUCUUUUGUAUCCUAAAUUCAUCUUGUCAUUAAAGAUGUCGUAAAAAUAUAUCUGAUGUGUCGUUAUUCAUCUUCUCAAGUUAAGAAAACAUUCAAGCUCGUAUUGGUUCAGAUUUUUAGGAAGGCACAAGUGGGGUCUGUGUUGAAAAAAGUCUGCCACCCUCCGGCAGAAACAGCCGUGAAAUCUGAGGAGUUCCGCUGAAGAGUUAACACGGCCAAGAUGGCCCCCUGUCUGCUUGGGGAAGUUGCUGUAUCUCUAGCAGAUGACUCAUCAUGACAACGGAUGUGUUUUGUUGCUCUGCUGCUGCAGCACUGCUGUUUCUAACCUCAACCUCCCCUCUCCUUUCCCCUCCUGAUUUAUUUCCGUUUUUGAUUCCACUUUUUCUUCACCUUUCUUCUCCUCUCCUCUCCUGUGUCUCUCCGCUCUCUCCUUCCUUUGCCCUCUGCCUUCUCCCUUCUGUUUUCCCCCUCUGUCUCUGCCUUUUUCUUCACCCCCGUCCUUUUCUUAUUUCAUCUGCCAACUCUGUUCUAGGUGUCAGAGUGUAAUUGGCCCUCUCGCCAGGCUCCCAGCCUCCACAACUUGUUUGCUGUAUGUAAGAACAUGCACAACUGGCUCAAACAAAACCCAAAGAACGUGUGUGUCAUCACCUGUUCGGUAAGAACACACCCACAUAAAACACCUGCACCAAAUCCAUCACUAUCAUACCUUAACUUUGUCCAGAUAAUCCAGGUUUUGUGGAUUAAUGUACCACAAAAAGAAAACUUAGUUAGGCUGUUGUUUUUGUCCUGUAACCCACUUUCAACUUGAUGCUCUAAAUAUGCUGCCAGAGAGAAAACUGAAGCAGUCGGUCUCCUUGUGUUCUCCAUGCACUCGCAGUGAUUUGCAGGCUGCACAGUUUCUUGCCAACAUGUGUGAUGAAGCUUGGCUGUUGCACUUGAAAGUGCACGCACAGUUUGAAGAGUGAAAUCCUCAGAUUUGGUCUUUUUACACCAAAACUCAUGAGGGAUCGCAGCCUUAACGGUGAACUCUUUCCCCCUGUUUUCACGGUUGCCUAUGAAGCUGUGUUUGCUUUUAGAAGAAUAAAAACAUACCAGGUUUUUGACGAAGAAAACGGAAGAGACAUUUAGAAAAUUCUGUUCUUUUUUGUUGGUUUUAAAGCGUCAAAUUCAGUUAAAAUGUGGAUGUGAGUUCUGUUUUGGUCGGUUACUCAUGAAAUUUAAAACAUCUGUGUUUGCUUAAAGAAAUAACAAAGUGUAAGACGAGGAUGAAGAAGUCGUCCGAUUUUAAAGCGUGCAUUUAAUGCUUCCCGACAGAUAUAAGCUUGGAAACAUCAACAAAGUCUUCUCAGCAACCAGUCUCACUUUUAGAACAGAUCACUCACUAUGUUUUGCAAUACAACCACUACUUAAGUAUUGAGUGAAACCGGCCUUUCUGUCUGCUCUAAUUCAGCGACAGACUUACUGUACACGGGUAUGUAAGGGAGCAUGUUAUUGCCAAGUCUCAGUGGUUUGCCUGUGGUUUGGCAGAUUUCUGCGUCUUGUAUAACUUCCACCAAAAGACUCCUUUCUAAACACUGUUUUUUUUUUUCAUCUCCCUGAAACCUGAAAUGAACUCCGAGUCAAAUAAGUACCUGACUCCAUAAAAGUGUCACCAUAUUUAGGAUUGACCUAUUUAAAUUAGACAUCCUUCUGCUUUUUUGGUGCAGCUACAGAGCAGAUCUACAUAAAACAAAGUGGAUUUAAAAUGAUGGCAGCGAUGUUAUCGAGAUGUAGAUCGAAGCAGUUUAUCUGCGACCAAAAAGCCUAAAAGUGAAGUUUUGAAAUAUGAGAUUUGAAGGACUCUAAAUGGGUCGUGUUUUGGUGUUUCAGGAUGGCCGUGCUCCCUCGGGCGUGUUGGUUUGUGCCAUGUUCUGCUUCUGCCACCUCUUCAACAACCCGGUUCCUGCCAUGCAGCUGCUCAGCGCCAAGAGACCAGGGUCCGGACUCUGGCCGUCACACCGCAGGUUAGCAUCCCUGAACGUCUGUAGAUAUGCUUACCUGCUAAAACAAAGCUGAAUUUAAUCAUGAGCUAGAUGUUGAGAGGAUUUUUUGUGGUUUAGACCUUCAGAAACCUUGAUUUAUGAAGAUGUAAUGUUUCGAAGCUGAUGAAAUAAAAAUGUGUACAAGAUAACUUAAGCUCUGAAAAAAGUUAGAGCUCCUCCAAAGCUCCUCUGCAAGUCCUGUCAGAUCUUUCACUCACCCAUUCAGAAGGCUGAGCUGCUGGUAGAUUCUGUGAUGCAGUGUUAUAGCUGAAGUUUGGACUAUAGGUUGAAGUUACGUCAGAGCCGGAUGUUGCAGUCAACAGUCCUGUGUUUCCUCAGCUGUAGCGUUCAUUUAAGGCUGCAGAGCUGGCAGACGCUCAAAGAUGGACUUGUUUUUUAUUGCCCCGCCAACCAGCAGCUGAAGUACUUAUCAGUUCAUGCUUGAGAAAGAUCUCCCUCAUGAGUCAGAGUUUUAGUGCACGCUGAAAGAGAGUUUUAUGGGAAUGGCAGUGUAACAUCAUUCUGUUGAAAGCCAUUAAAUAAAUUUGCUUGCACUUACCUCAGUGUUUCACCUUCCAGUAACUUUUCUGAGCUUCUGUUUGUCGGCUCGGUGCCACAACGUUUGAAUGAUGAUUAAUACAAGCUGGGGGCUGCACAAGGGGGCUGUGUUCAGGGUGCCUUGAGGGGAAGGGGGAUGUAUUGUUUGCAGCAGGAGUUAAUAACUGUGACAGAACAAAUCAUGUAAAAUGAAAUGGCCGAUGACUACUGACUAAAAGUGCAUGUUAUUAAACAAACAAUGCCGGCUCAUUGAACUGCACCUUUUACGACAGACCACAUCACCUCCAGAAGAUGCAGAUUACUUAGAGCCAGCCCAAGGCAUGAGCGAACUAAGUCUCUGCUUAGGGCCCCGCGGCCUGUAGGGGGCCCCCAAGAGCAAUCCGAAAAAAAAAAAAAUCAUACUUUUCAUUUUUUGCAAGUAUGAGUGAUGCUUUCUGUAUAAUCAAACGGCCUAUGAUUCUUACUGCCGUCAUGUCAAAGCUCUGCUAUCGUUAUGUGCAUUACAUUUUGAGAUUAAAAUCCAUAUGUGGCACCCUGAACAUCAUUCAUCAGUCAUUCAUUGGUAUUGUUUGUAUGGUUGUAUUGGUAUUAUUUAUGUUAUUACCUAGGCCACCCCCUUAAAUGGAUAAAGACAUGUCAGAUGCAUUAAAUUUAUACUGUAGUAGGUGUGUGAAGGAUCAACAAUCAAUAUUAUUGGCGGAAAUAGAGGGCCCCAUAAUCUAAUUUUGUUUAGGGCCCCAUUGAGGCUUGGGCUGCCUCUGAGUUUACUGUGCUACCUAUGGUAAAGCAGAUGCAACUGACAUAUUAGCUGCGUUUACAUGGCCUCAAAUAAUCAGAAAAAAUGCCCAAUCGGAAUAAAAGUGCAUCAUGUAAACGUGUUGAUCAGAAGAUUCUGAUCCAAUUCAGCUCAGUCGGAAAGAAAUUGUAUUCCGAUCAAGAGGGGUUGUUUAGCCAGAUUGUUAUUCCAAAAUGCGUCCAUGUAAACACUUAUUCCGAUCGGGACUCUCUAACCUGACUCGAUCUUCACUCUUUAGCCUUUGGCUUAUUUAUUGAGGUCAGUACAGCAGGUUUCAUGAAUAACACUCUGGCAUAAAAACACAACCGCAGGUGCCCUAGCCUGCUCCUCCGGUAACCUAACAAGGCGUACAUACAGCGUAAUGAUGUCACAUCUGCACUCAUAAAGCAACCUUUGACAGAACAGUAAAAUAAGUGAGCAAGGGCGCCAUCUACUGACAACAUUUGUUGGUUUGUUGACAGCACAGUAAAUACAAAAUCCGACAACUCUGAGCAUGUCCAGAUGCUUCUAAUCUGAAUAAAACUUGGUGCAUGUAUACGCAUGUCAUGAUCGGAUUAUUUGAUUUUGCGCCCAUAUAAACAGAUUAUCCGAUCCCUCAAAUUUUUAAUCAGAUCAAGAAAUUUUGCACAUGUAAACGUGGCUAAGUAUAAGAACAAUGAUGCACAACUUCUGCUAUCUUACAGCUCCUUGCAGAAAAUAAUGAGUCCAAGGCAUCCUGCACAUCACAGAAACAAGCUCCUUUUAGCUCAAAAUGUUUACUUACUUAAUUAAAGUUUAAUGUAGCUUAGACUCAUGGCCCCCUCUGUCAAUUCAAUUUCAAUUCACAAAGCAAGUGAACAAAACAAAUACAAACAACAACAUUACAGAAUAAACACAAAAAUUAAGACAUUUGCUGUGCAGGAUAUCAGCAUUGUUCCUCAUACUGUGACAUGAUAUAACAGGUAACUUUAGGUAAAAUGACAGUGAUUAACGCUCUGGCUGUUUAUCACUGUCCUGUUUAUCCUCCCACGUUUUCAUCCUAAUUAUAGAUGAUCAUGAAAUGUACACCACUGACUUUACUUCACGUUGAAAUGAAAGCAGAAAUGGUCCUGAUAUCAGCGGUUAGCAUAAAGUAAAUGAUCAUAGUCACUCCUCGACUACAAACUGUUCAGGGCUUAAAGGUCAAGUGUCAUCACCGCUCGCAUCGCAGUGACUUCAUGAUGUAAAUUCAAAUGUCAUGUUUGUUCUAAUUGCAGUUUUUAUUCCUUAAAUAUUACAGACACAAAAUAACUGAGAAGAAAGGAGAGCUCAGACUUUCUUUUUCAUGUUCUGCUGCUGCUAACAAUGACUAAACAACAUCUUCCAUUUGGCUGGAACACAAAAAGAUUUCUGGGACAUCAAAAAAGGAUCAAGCUAAUUUGAUUGUCUUGUCUUCACGCAGGUACAUCGGCUAUGUAUGUAGCAUGGUAUCAGAGAAGCCCAGUCUACCCCACUCCAAGCCCCUGGUUAUCAAAGGCCUCACCAUAAGUCCGGUCCCAUGCUUCAACAAGCAGCGCAGCGGCUGUCGACCCUUCUGCGACGUCCUCAUCGGGGAGACAAAGAUCUUCACCACAGCACAGGAGUAUGAGAGGAUGAGGUAAGAGCUGCAGACUGACACACGUGGCAGCAGACUGGACAUGUGAGGUUAUACACGAGCAUAUUUAAGUGAUGAAGCUUUGAAGACAAAAAUAAGAGAAUAUUUUGUCUUCUUUCUGUUCUUUUCACUUUUGAUUUCUUCAUUUAUUCUGUCUUCCAUCAUUUUUUUGGACAGGGAGCACAGAGUCCAAGAGGGUAAGGUAGUUUUCCAUCUGGGCGUGAGUGUUCAAGGAGAUGUCGUUGUUUCAGUCUACCACAUGAGGUCGACCAUUGGGGGACGUCUGCAGGCCAAGGUAAAAAAACAUUCGCAGUAGCUUACAAAGUCUGAGAAAAUACUGGCUUAGCUUUAAUAUCUAUACUUUCUAGGGAUGUCCCAAUACAAUUUUUUUUUUACCUCCAAUACGAUACCGAUAUUGUAUCCUUCAAUAUCGGCCGACACCGAUAUUGUUCCAAUACUAGCACAAACUUGUGCAUGACAAGUUUUCGCUCAGCUGCAACGUCUUUUUCAGACUUAUAUGUAAAAUACUGUCACAGGGCCGACAUCACUCCUACUCCUUGGUACUUUGUUAGUACUUCAGUACACACUGUUGUUGUGAUCACAUGGGCUCUGCAUGCUGGAUCCAGGCGCUGCUAUAUAUAGAGGUGCCAGAGUGGAGUCUGGAAUGGACUGCCUGUAUCAUGGUGCUGAUAUCGGAGAUUUUAGAUACAGGCCGAUAUAAUCCGAUAUUCUAUUUUUUGCUGAUAUCGGACCAAUAUCCACUAUCAGUAUUGUAUCGGGACACUUCUAAUAUUUCCAUGCUAUUUAACAGUUAAUACUAUUGUUAAUACUACUCUGUCUUUUCAUACAAUUUUUGUCCUGUAAGCAGGAGGGUCAAAGAUCUAGUUUCACUGUCAGAGAGAAAUAGUGCUUUAGUGCUACUCAUCCUUUUCCAAUGUUUGAACACUUGUUGAUGAAAAUUUGGACUUGCGCUACUUCAUUGCAUUCUGAUGUUCUUCUGUUAUCAGGUGUCCAACACCCAGAUCUUCCAGAUCCAGUUCCACACUGGCUUCAUUGCUCCUGGUACCACCAUGCUCAAGUUUAACAAGUAAGCACAUUUAUUCAUUUUAACUGUUUGCAGAAUUCAAACCCAGCUAAAUCCAGCAUUUUAUGUAGUAACUGGUCUCUCCUGCCUUUCUCCCUCCAGACCAGAACUUGAUGCGUGUGACUCUCCAGAGAAGUAUCCCCAGCUUUUCCAUGUGAUAUUUGACAUUGAGGUGGAGGGGACAGACAAACAGAAAGACCUGACCCCGCCGUGGGAGCAGUUCCCCUGUAAAGACCUCAGCCCUAAUGUGCUCUUCUCCUGCCACCAGGAGCAUCAGGACGCUCUGGCUAUUGCUGGUACACACUGGGGAUAAAUACACACCCCCUCUGUCAUAUAGACUGUGAAUAUUGUGUGUCACACUUGAGAGGGGAAGCUCUGUGUUUUAGCGUCUGUUUUCAGUGGCGCUUUUCUACCGGUGUGUUCUCUCCAUGGCUUUGAAAACUGGUUUUCUAAAGAGUGAAACAACAGCACUCGCACAUUUAUAUUCAGUGACAGAAUCCCUUGAGACAUACAAGCGGUGUCAGUGCCUCAUAGGAGCUGUCGCCUUUGUCCUUGAAAGGUAACCAUUAAAUGUUUCUGAAUUGACAUGUCAGGGACAAGUUUACCACCUACACUGUGAGCUGUUUAACCAAAAAAAUCAACAGAAAAGCUCUGGGUAUCAAGUUUUAGCUCAUAAUCUCAAUGAGGAAAUGAGACUAACUUAAAGGGAUAUUUGCAUGUAACAUUAAUUUAGGGUCAAAUACACCAAGUUAGACACCUUCUCGAGAGAUGAAUGUUGCAGACCGCUUGCCUCUCUAGUUAUACCAACUUUAGUAACGACCGCAUGAUAGCAAUACACAGUGGUCUAAGGAGCUGUAAACAAACCUCAACCAAAACGCCACUCUAUAGCCACAAGUAAUGUUUAGAACAGCACCUAACUUCAUCAACUUCAUCAUAUAGGGUCGUAGCCACAGCACUAGCCACCAAACAUCUUUUUAACUUUGCCUGAUUUCUUUAGCAAAGAGACUAAACACAACUCACCCACCCUCUUCCAGCAGCCGUGUGUUUGUUGCGAGACCUCGGGCCAGUCCAUUACAGACUUCAGCGGGGUGAAGCAGCUAAAGAAGAACAUUAUGACCAUUACUUUACCAUUUCCCUGAAGUAAUAAUCACCAUAUUAAUCAUUUUGAACCGCAGAUGCGGUCGUUCUUCUGCCUUAGCGUCUCAGUCUGAUUGCAAUUCCAUGAAGAAAUGAUCAUAAAUUUAUCAACAUUCAUCUCUCCUCUCGAGGUGGUGUCUAACUCAGUGUUACUGUGUGUUUGACCUUAAAUUAAUUUGAUGCCAGAAUAUCCCUUAAAGCUGAGUGUUACAAGACAAAUACCGAUCAAAAUGUUAAAUGAUAGAGAAAAAUCUACUUUCAAAUUUUGAUCACUGUAAAUUGUACCAAAAAUAAACUUAUAACCUUGAUGAGAAAAUGAGACAAAAACUUUAAGUCAAUUGCUUUUUAGCUAGUGAUGAUGCUUGGAAACAGUUUGUCUAUAUAUAAAUAUAUAAAUAUACAAACAUAUUAACAGUAUAUAGAUGACUCAAAAUCCAAAGUAAGUUGAAAAGAAAAUGUCCACAGCUGGUUUACCAUGACCUAAAACUUACUUAAAGCCUCUAACUUUAAUGAGCCUUAUACAUAUUUAAUCUCACAAUAGCUUGCUAAAGAUAAUCGGGAAAACAGUUAUUCAGAAGUUUGACUAACAACAUGAGGCAAAGAAAAGCAAAAUGUUUGUAUCAGAAUAAAAGCACAUGCAAUAAGAAAUGGCUCUUAUUGAUGAAUUGACAUGUUAGCAGUACUUUACUGUAAUAAACUGGAUGAAGCAGAAUUUUAAAAUUAGAGAAGUGAGUGGCAUAAAAGGAAGCUCCUGAGGAGGUAUGGUGAUGCAGCACUAAAGCAGAGCAGAUCUGUAGUUUGAUAGAGAACAAAGUGUUUCUGUAAAAACAUGUUCACAGGCUAACGAACACGCUCUGGUUUCUGCCUCUUCAAGAUGAGAUGGAGGGAUUGGACCUGGAGGGUAAGACAGUAAAAGACGUCCACAGACCUGUCAGAGAGAUAUGGUGACAUUAGUUAAUGAAGGUUCAGUUCAAUUCAAUCACUUUCAUUGACCUUAUUGACAAACACAUCUGCAGUUAUUGGAAAUCACUCAGCUGUUUUCAGGUGGUAUUGAUUGAAUUGAAAAGAACCUUAUCCUUGUGAAUUAGUGAUAAAUCAUUUUGGUUGAACAUUUUUCAUAUAAAGUCAUAUUAAGACCUUGAAACUCAGGUUAAUGUUGUUGUCUUUGUGUGUGUGUAUUUUGAUAUGAUAAAUAUGUCCAUGAUACAGAACUGGGAAAGAAAAUCUGAAUUUGAAAUGGAAAACAGAGAUCCCAGUGAUAUCAACUAAAGUAAACAAAGAGUAGCUUUAAGUGCUACAGUUUCAAAAUGUUCCACCAAAGUGAAAUAGUGCUCACCAAACAGAGUUUAUAGCUUUAGUGUAAAUCUUAUUGCUUGGGUAAAAGCAUCCUGAUGUUUUAUUUUGGAUAAGAUUUAUGUUUCCGGAACGAUCUCCUCCAUUUAGUUAAAAGCAGCAAAGUGUGCAGCCAAGAGUUUUAUUUAGAAAGGCGGAUCUUUUUAGUCGUCGUUAUUUCCCGUGCUUUACUCCUGUCCUUGACCCGCUCUGUGUGGCUCCGUCUCGUUGACUUAUUUGUAAACUGUUUCCUCUUCUUCUUCUUCUUUCCUUCCUCAUCCUCCUACAGAGCCGAGCCGGCCCCACGGUGGUCCGGAAGGUCGGGGCCAUGGUGAGGAGAGCGAGCCCUCGGAUGACGAGAUGCUCUCUCUCUCCAGCCAGCGAAGCAGCACCAGCACGGCCCCCCAUAAACCCGACCCCCCUGCCCGUGCUGCCCCUCCCACGGCUGAGGAGGUGGAUCUUCUCGGUUUGGAUGGAGUCAACAUCAGCCAACCGUGUCCCUCAUCUCAGCCCGCUCCUGCUGCAGCUGCAGCCACUGACCUUCUAGGGGACUUGUUCGGGGCCCCGCCACAGCCAACCAGUGUGCCGUCCUCCGCUCAGUCCACCCCACAUAAAGUAGCCCCUAACACCGCCUCGCCGUCUCCUUCCCCGGCACCGCCAGGUGAGAUUUCAACUGAUUUUACAGAGAACCUGAUGAAACAUUUGCUUUUAGUGGAUCUCUAAAUGUUUUUUCAUUAAAUGAUAAUCAAGCGAGUGUCAAAAAAAUCCCCAUAUUCCUGUUUGACAAAAUUGUAGGGAUGGGCAAUAUGGCCUCUAAUCAAUAUCCCAAUAUAGUGAGCAGUUCUUCGAUAACAAUAAAUAGACGAUAACUACUCCACAAGCUGCUCACCCCCUCCCACGUUAACUUUGUCUACUUCAGCUGCUACAACUUUUGAACCGUCCUCCAUCUCCUCACCUGUCUUUCCCUCUUUGUUACUGACUGGAUGGGCUGGAGUCACGUCUCUGAUGUAGGACAUCUUCUUAAAAGGACAUGAGACCAUAGCCUACCUACACACAUUUAAAAUUAACUUUUUAUUUCUUUAUUUAUUUUGACACAGAUUAUAUUGACAUGGGCAAAAUGCCAUCGGUUAUUGUUGUAAAUUCUGGUAUUGGUAACAUUUUCGGUUUAUCGCCCAGCCCUACAAAAUACUGCAACCUCAAGGCUCACUUACUCAUACCUUCUGGUGCUUUCAGGUGCACAUAUGAACAUUUAAAAAACAUUAAAUCUCGGUGAAGUUAUUCUGUUAAAUGGACUGAUGAUAAGGAGUCAAAUCAGAGGAAAAUAAGAUAUGUUACAGCCUGGUUCAUCCGUUGUCAGCUAGUUCAUCUUUUCUGGUCGACAUUUGUUCAGUUUUCCAGCUUAAAACAGAAGAAGUUUUUGACGUAAAAACCAUAUUAAUUCAGACAAUUCACAGUCCUUAAAAAAAUAGUGGAAUAAAUGAGAGGGGUCUGGCUGCAGACCUCCACUGUCAGGACCCACCUCCACUGAGAGGACCCAGGGUGAGGUUUGGGCAUCCUGUUUUGUAUUUUGUCUUUGUUGAACACAUGAAUGCACAAAAAAAUCAUAUUAACAUUAUAUACAUAAAAUAAAGCCCCAAGAAAUAAAAUAUAUUCACACAAAACAAAAAAUACGUACUUCCUGGUCUUAUCGCUUUUAAUUUGAAAGGCUUCGAAUCAACUUCAAACAUGAAAAAAAACAUACUCCUGGUAUAUUUGCUUUUAUUUUGAAAGGUUCCGGUCUGCUCAGUGGAGGUGGGUCCUUACAGUGGAGGUCUGCAGCCAGACUGUCUUGGAACAAACACAGUCUGUUGAAAAACAACACAGUUAUACGAUGACAUGUUAAACCAUAAACACUGUCUGUGUGCAUCCCUCAGUGUUCGAUCCCUUCGGGGCGGGUCCCAUGCCCAAGCCUCAGGACAUGAUGGGGUCAUUCCUCGGACCAGGUAACGCGGGGCAGCCAGACCCCUUCCUGCAUGCUGCUCGCUCUCCAUCACCCACCCUCCAGCCUACAAGCUUUGGUAAGGCAUGCUCCUCUGCUCCUGCUGCUGCUCUGCUGCUGCUCUUCGAUUCUAUAAACCCUUUCUAAGAACCCUGUCAGGGUAAGGCCCGUUAAACACUACCUGUGAUUCUGCUGCCGUGUCCUGACACAUAAACGCGCACUGACUGCAUUGUGUUUUUAAUAUGUCAUCCUUUUUCUAAGCUAUGCUCUAUUUCCCGCUCACUGACUUUGCAAGAGAGGGCCUUUUGUGCUGCUGCUGUGUGUGUGAAUACGUUUGCAUAUGUAUGCUGUGUCUCAGCUGUCAGUCUGACUCAGAUUUUACACAAGCUUGAUGUAAGGCCUCCAGCAUGAAUCCUUCCCAUCAACCAGCAACAUUUUCAGCCUGAAAUAUUCCAGCUUUUUUAAGGUUGUACAUUUUGACAGAGCACAUUCAAACUGUGAAGUCAGGUGAAACAUUUAUCAUAUUUAUUCCAGACUGAUUUAUAGAACAGGUUGCAGAUCUCAGUUUCAGCUCAUUUAUAUAGAUUGCACGUUCUCUUUAUGGUAAAUUGUAAAGCAAGGUAAUAUUUGCAGACAUCAGCCAGCUGUCUUAGGCUCAAAUCUGCUCUCUCUCUCUAGCCGUGUGGGUUAAUAUUGUUAAGUUUCCGCUCGUUAUGUGCUCAGUCUGUCUCAAACUUUCUCUGCUCCUGUAGGCCGGAGUUCCCCUGUCCCACCCACGACCCCAACUGUCAACAUUCAGCAACAAAACGCCAUGGGAGGAUGGGACUGGAACAGACCUGCGACUACAAGCACAGGUGAGAGUUAGAAAAGCACAGAAAGGAUGAACACCUCCACAGAAGCUGAUAUUCUCUGUCCUGGUAUUAGCAAUAACUGUCUCUUAGGAACAAUCAAAUAUUGGUAUGCUGGUUGUUGCACAUUGUGGAACUGGAGGUAGACGGAGAAGAAGACGCAGGUGCUGCAAGCGAGCUAGCUUCAAACAGCUCUCUGAGAUGAUGUGCAAGUUAAUUAUGUUUAUUUUGAAGGUUUAUGAAAUUGUGUGUUGCUCUGUCCUUGUCUGGCUUUCCCUUGAUUUGACCUAUUGUGCUGUUAGGCGUCAUAAUCUUAGCUGUACAUUUGUUAUGUAUGUCUGAAUUGAUCAAAAAGAUGAAAAAUAGGGGCACCGUCCCCACUGCGGUCGCGGGUUCGAGUCCGGCCCCAACCAUGCGCUGCAUGUCCUCCCCUCUCUCUCUCUAUGUCUCCAUACUUCCAACCUGUCCCAUCAAUAAAGGCAAAAAUUUGCCAAAAAAUACUUCAAAAAUUCACAUAAUUUUGUGGCUCUUUUUACUAAAAGAAUAAAAAAAGUUAAAAAAAAAGUUAAAAUUAGGUCAGUGAUUCUGCUCUGUCACACAGCUGGUCUUGAGACCACAUUUACAUCCUUCUCCACAGUUUUUCAGUAAAAUGUUGCCAUUAUGACUUACAGUUUUUGAAGACUAACAGAAACUCUGACAAGCAAAAAAGCUCUGAAAACUUUACAUCCUUUGCAAAGAGAGACAGUCAACCAGCUACAAAUAAAUUUCCAUCAGAGAGGAGGUCACAAAAUGUUGAUUAAACCUUUAAAUGAGGGGAAAUUUACUCUCAUCAGAAGAGUUUCCCACAGAUCAGAUGUAAUAUGUUGUGAAAACCUGCGUUCUGACUCAGGUUUUGUUUCUCUCUGUUUGUUCAGGCGGAGGUUUUGGGAUGGGCAGUCGGUCAGCAACUACAAGUCCCACAAGCUCCGUCCACAGCACACCCACCCACCAAACAAAGCCGAACACUUUGGACCCAUUUGCUGACAUUGGCAACCUCGGAGGUGAGUAACUGAAGAUCAUCUGAACCCAAACCUGGACCAAAUCUUUCUUCUUAGUUUGUUAAGUCACACUCUAUCUUGUCUUUUACAGGUUCUGGCUUCUCCAGUAAACCCACCACCCCAACUGGGACUACACCAUCCUUCCCUCCAAUGGGCUCCCCAUCACGGCCUCCUCCUUCUCCCCAGCACGCCCACACAGGCGCUGGCUUCCCUUCGUGGCAGCCGGGUGCUGCAGGUGGUGGAGGAUGGCAGCCCCAAGGACAGGGUCCUACCCCUCAGCCAAAGCCCAGCCCGAGUCACACCGCCAUGCCGCACACAUCACCCCAGAACAGACCCAACUACAACGUCAGCUUCUCUCCGAUGGGAGGAGGGGGCUCGCCCAGCGCAGCGGGCAAAGCACAGGCUAACAUGGGUGAGCAGGAGCACAAAGUCUGUCUUAUUCUGAAUCAAUGAUGUGUAUCGAUUAUCCUAGCUGUCAAUAAUCAAACCCAAAGAAAAUGGAAAUACAGGUUUUAAAAAUGUGCAAAUUUCCAUGACUUUCAAUGAUUUUUUCCAUGCUUUCAAGGCAAAUUUUUAUGACUUCACAUCCUCUAAGUGUCUGUCUGCAUGAAAAUAUGAAUAAAACUCCUGACAAAAUUCUCCUCACUGUAUCUUUACUAAAAUAUGAUCUGAGGUUUUUGGUUUGACACUCAGAAAAUUUUAUCUAGAUUUUAUUUUGGUAUCUACAGAAUGAUAUGAAUUUGUGAACAGAGUUUCAAGGACUUUUCCAAAACUUUUUGCUGUCUUUGAUUUCUCAAAAUUAUACCGGGUCUGUAUAUUUCUUUUUCAAAUUAUCUUGGCCUUUUCAGGUUUUUCAUGACUGUAGAAACUCUGGAUGGAUGAUGCAGAGGAGUAGAUGUUGACCUGAAGACUCUAAUUUAACAAUCUAACAUUUUGAUCUGACAUGAUGAAUCCAGUCAGUCAUUAUGUCUAAUACUGAACAUGAUUUCAAACUCCUGAAUCACCUUUAAACAUGUUUGUUUUCUCUCUUUGUCUCUGUUUCUCUCUCUUAAGGCACUAAACCCAAAGCCUCAGAUGCCAACUUUGACGACCUGCUGUCUGGUCAGGGCUUCGCAGGGACCAAAGAGAAGAAAGGGCCCAGGACCAUAGCAGAGAUGAGGAAGGAGGAGAUGGCCAAAGAGAUGGACCCUGAGAAAAUAAAGGCACUUUAUUAUUUAUCUAAAACACGUCCCAAAGGUUGAGAAUAAGGAGCAGAAGGUUGUCCUUGUUUCAUUUCUGAGAAAUUCCAUGACUCCUGCUUCACUACCUCUGAGUAGAACAACUGUUUUAAAUCAGUUCACUGCGUUUUCGUCUGUUUAUCCAGUGAAGCACAAUAGGAGCAAUUCAGGGAUUCCCAAAAGUAGGAUAGUGUACUCCAAAACGGUCCCAGCCUCUGUUUAUUCCAGGAUUAAUGAAGCGACUAAUGUAGGUCUCCCAUGACUAAACUUUGGUUCCUCUAAUUACUCUUUAAAAACUUUUCACUGUCGCCAAAAUCACUGAAUGUUGCUAAUUAUUGCUCUGAAUCUGGUUGUCGCUGGUUAACUGCUCCUGUCCCCCCUCUCCUGUUUGUGACCCAGAUUCUGGACUGGAUCGAGGGGAAGGAGCGUAACAUCAGAGCUCUGCUGUCCACCAUGCAUACUGUGCUGUGGGAGGGGGAGACGCGCUGGAAGCCCGUGGGCAUGGCUGACCUGGUUACUCCAGAACAGGUCAAGAAGGUCUACCGCAAAGCAGUCCUGGUCGUCCACCCCGAUAAGGUGAGACGGAUGACGGCUGAAGGAUUUGUUUAUAUUUGUGGGCAGUCGGGACAGAGAGGAGACAAGACUUGAACUUUAUCUCUUUAUCAGACGAGUCUUCUUUUGAUUAACUCUCCUGUUUUAAACUCAUCGGCUUAGUUUCCUUCUUGUCUAGAGUAAAAAAAAAACCCUUGAGGUUAUUUAUUGUACAGGCGCCACCCUGACAACGACCCCAAAAAAGCAACAACCCACCCCUUGUACACGUGUGAGCGAUGGAAACAGUGAGGUCAGCUGAAACUGGACAAUCCCUCAUGUCUGGGGGUUUCCUAACACUCAUCAUUAGUUGAGCCCUCUAUUACUCCUACUCUGUGAUCAUACAUGAGCAAACAUUAGUCACACAAACCUGAACGUUACUGUUGAGUUCGACAGACGGAGACAAACAUCCACUGUGAGAAACUGACCUCAAGGACAAAAGUAGAAGCGCCAUCUAGUGGCGGUGCUCUGCAUGUCUUAGAGUAUGUCUUUAAAGGUAGAGAAGAAGAGCCUGAGCUUGAAUUACAUAGGUGAGCCGAACAGCUUCACUCUGAAGUGUCGGAGCUUGUGUCGAAGGUGAAAAUAUCACAUGACCAAUGACGUACGAAGCUUCAAACAUCACCAGCGCUUUGGAAACUCUUCAGUCAGCCUGACCGUGUAGAAAGUCUCAUAUUUAAACUUGUUAUAAGACAGAAAGUAGGCUGAUCGCUCAACAACAAAACUGUUUAACUCAUGUUUUAUAUGUGCAAGUGUAAGAAUUAAUAAUAGAGGUUUGACACUUAAGUUAUACUUUAUUUGCACCUAACUUCCACCACAGUACAUCUCAGUAUGAAUAGGCCUGUAUAAUGAUAAUAGAUUUGAUCAAGAAAUGGAUGUACAUAAACGGAUAAACAGAGUUUUAAUAAAUGACACAGACUGGCGUUUUUUCCAACAGACUCAAACUGUGAAUAGAGGUGCACUCGUGCCUCAGACCAUCAUUCAGAGGCUGUCAUUAGUUUCACAAACCACCAGAUGUCUCUGUCUUUGCUCAGCUCUGAAUCUUUUUUAGCACAGUGCUUGGUCUUUUUAUUUUAUUUACUGAAUCUCAAACUUCUGCUGCUACAAAGUAAACUUUGAGAGAAAAGGUGAACUUUUUUUGUGCUUCUGGGUUAACUUGGAUUGGUCCAUAUCCCCAACACUCAUCAAAAACACAUCACCAUGCCAAUUACUUACAGAUGAAGUUAACUAUAAGGUUGUGAACAAUCAGCAUCAAAUUAGCACCAGUAAAUGUAACUAUUAAUCAACCAUACAGACAAAUACUGAAGUGGUAACUGUUCUCUGUUGUACCGACUUAACCUCUACACAAAAUAAAUGCACCAAAAUGUGAUAUUUGAAGUUUUAUAUUUGGUCUAGGCUAUUUCUAAGCCAGAGAGCUAUUCAGAGAGAGGAGUAAAAACUGACAAAUGCUGUAAAACCUAAAAAUUAGAGGGGAAAUCUAGUAAAAGACAUCUAUAUUUAUAUAUUUAUUUGGAUCCCCUAAGUAGCAACUACUCUUCCUAAACAUUCAUAUAGAUUACAAUGAUAGAAGAAGAUUAUGCAAGAUGUUAAUAUCAUAAUUAAAACAGGAAUAAUGAUCACUAUAUAUUUGCAAAUAUAAUAGACACCAAUAAGACCAAGAUAAAUCUACUUGAAUGAAAAAGCUAAUCUCAUCUGUAGUGCACAAGAAGAAAUAAUCUCUGGUUUUAUAGAUAUUUGUGUAAUGGUCUAAAUAUAAUAUCAAAGACGGACUAGUGCUGGGGUUGAGAGUUGUUUUUAAUUCAUAUUGAACACAAACUUUUUCACACAUGAUGUAAACAAAGACAGAAAAACAACAAAAACAAUAAAAAAGAUAAUCAUCUCGAUAAUGUGGUAAAUAUUUGAUCCAAAUGUAGAGCUCAGCAGGUCCAGCAAAGAGCUUUUAUCCUGGUGAAUAGAGUUAGCGGUACCCUGGAGGUGAUUAAUUAUAUCAACUACAGUGGCGUUAUAAUCAGGGACAAAGGUGCAACACUCUGAGCCGAUGAUCGCGCACGUUCCUCCUCUGGCUGCUAACAGGAAGUCCAAAGCUGCUCUGUUCUGCAGCGCUAACAGUCUUACCGAGGCGAGUUCACUGGAUAUCAACAUGAGAGCCUUACCGGUUUCAUUGGCUAUGACUUCUAUAGCAUGAGACAGAUCUGCGAUUUGAUCCAGCGUAGACAUAACUCCAUAUAUGGGGAGAAGCGCGCCGAGAACAUUCUUGAAGGGGGAUUGGUGAUGAGUCCCGAAGAUGUCAGAAACUCCACGUCUGGAUCGUUUGUGAAGAGGUUUCUGUGGCAGGGAGUGAGCCACCCUCAUAGCCGGGACGACGUACGCCAAGCCGCAGCGUCCUCUGUAGUCCACGGGGAGAUAAGGGUACGCCAGGUUUCCACACACCCAGUACAUCCCUGCAGGAGAGGAGAUGGAGCAGGCAGCGGUGCGGCGAGCCAAAGCGCGAAGCCGAGCCAGUCCUGCUGCUUUCAAACAGCCCUGAAGUCCAGAUUCAAGAGACUUAACAGCUGUAUCUCUCUGUUUCGAGUCCCAUUUGAAGGUCUGCAGGCAGUUUGAUCGUCCCACAGGUGUCCCUCCGUCGUUCUCAAGACACCAAGGCAACGGCUGAGGGAUGAGCUGGACGGGGACAGGUUUUGGGACUCUGAGACACUUUUGGCAGUUGGCGUGUCCUCCAGAGCAGUUAAGUGGUCUCAUUUUGGAGACGCUGCCGCAGUCAGGAUGAGGCUGAGAGAAAGGGAUGUGCAUGAGGCGGCAGGUGUCACAGUCAGAGGCAGGUAAGGCCAUGAGGGGUAAACCCUCCCUGGCUGUGAAGGGCAUCAGACCGCAGACGUAGCAGCUGGAGUUAGGGCGGAUGCUCUGGGCUACCUGCCACGCCAUGGUCAGGAAAAUGUUGAAGUUAUCGAGGAUGACGUCUGGUGCUUUCACGGCCUGUGGAGCGCCCAUGGUGGACUCGAAUAAGAUCAGUGUAAAAAGAUGUAUGAUCAGGGGCAUCCUGACUCUGGAGCAGAUUUCUUGAUCUGUGGAGGAAGAUUUUAGGAUGUGGAUAAACAUCAGGAGUCUUGUACGUAGGAAGUGAACACAGAAUGAGUUUAAUUUGUGAAGAAAACCUGAAUUCUUCCUGUUAUUACAAUAAUAGUAUCAAAAAUGAUCACCAAACUACCCACAAAGAGCUGCUCUGUAUUUCUUUUUUAUUUAAAAUUUCCAGGAUCAUGCAAACACAGACAUCAAGCCAACAAAACACAAACCAAGUUACACUAUUUGGUUAAAACAUAAUUUUUAUACUACAAAAACGUGUAUUUAAUGCUACUUACUGCUCACUUCUCUGCUGUGUUCUGUCGUCAAAGCGUCCAAAUCACAGCUGCAGCUGACCUCACCUGGUUUAAGUCCUCAUGUAGACACCAACAGCAUUCAUAUAAAGACAAAAAUCAGCUUCUCAGCCCUCUAGUCAUCCUCUCUUAUCAGAACGAGAUCAGACACAACCCAAAAUGUACACAGUCACAGGAGCCAUGUGAGACAAUCACAAAAUCAGUAUCAGCUAAUCAAUCACUCUCUAAACACGACAGGUCUUCAUUCAUCAAAGCAGGGCAGACUUGUAGGCAGCAUUAUGUCAGAUAUGAUCUCUAACUGCAUGAUCCCACAAUACGGGAAUCCGUUUAUUCAGGACUGUAAAAGUGGAAUUAUGAAGGACACAAACAUUCAGCAUACUGCAUGGAAAGUAAAGUAAGACACUCCAGGCGAGUGGCGCCAUUUUUGACCGCUUUUCUCUCUCGUUACAUUAUACCAAUACACUCGAAGAAAACAGAGAUGCUGAUUGGACUGAAAAGAUUUCUAAAUUAAGGAAAUAAAGUGACCAUCAGAGGGGAACAACACAAGUCUCUGUAAACUGGUCAUGUGCAGUGGAUCUUAGAGCCAUCAGGGGAACCUUAGCCUGAGCUCCACUACUGUGCUGGUAGCUAGCAGAAUGGUGAAAACAGAAGGUUUUACAGGGAGCUUCACAUCUGCAUGGAAGCUGCACAUUGCUUAAAGAGACACAGUAAAACCUGUUUAUCCCCAGAGAUGCAUGUCUUAUAUUGGUCUGUAUUUUAGAGUAAAUAAGGAAGUUGAUGUCACAACUUUGACCUCGCCCAUUAGUUGUGAGCGUCUGGUUUUUGAAGCAUCAAGUCUGUAUGAAAGAGGAUUAGGGCCACAAGAAGAAAAAAAAAUAAUUACAGGGAGAGGAUUUUUUUAAUAUAAUUUCGAGAUUUAAGUCAAAAUUUCUGGAUAAACGUCAAAAAUUUUAAAAAGUCAAAAUUUCGAUUUAAGUCAUGUCGACCUUAAUCUCAAAAUAUCGACCUUAAUCCAAAUUUUUUUUUAAUAUCAAAAUUUUGACAUUAUUCAAGACAUUUUGUAAUCUCAAAAUUUUGACUUUAAUCUCAAAAUUUUAAAUUUAAAUCUUUGACCUGCUGGCUUCCAUGUCUUCAGCAACAAAAUUUGACAUUUCAACAGUUUCAUCUUAACAGGGGAGUCUAAAAAAGAGCUACUUGAACUCAAAAAUACCCCAAAUCCUUCUCUGUUUAUUUCUUACUGGAGUAAAAAGGAGCGUAAUGAAGAAGACUUAAACUACUGAUUCAAACAUAAACUCCUUUAGAAAAUGUUAACAGAGGGAACAAUUUCACUUAUUACCGGGUUUCUUAGCAAUUUUUAUCAGCCUGUUCACUCAUGAUCUGGUGGCCAGGAGAGAGGAUGAAAGUCUGAGCUGCUUCUUACUCUUAUAACUCCUCUUUUAAAAACCUUUGUCCACUUGUUUGUCGAGUUUAUGGGCAAAACACCUCAUGAGUUUUUAUAUAAUUUCAAGAGUGAUGUGUUUUGAUGUGUGGGUUUAAACUCCUUUUGUGUUUCCUUCUCUCCUCUCAGGCGACAGGACAGCCCUAUGAACAAUAUGCCAAGAUGAUUUUCAUGGAACUAAAUGACGCCUGGUCAGAAUUUGACAGCCAAGGACAGAAAGCGCUCUACUAAAAAAACUACUAAGAGGACGCCCCCUGCUGAUUCUGUCAUCUUGGCCUAAAAAAGUGUCACCGCCUCUGGUCAACAUACUCCAGCCGCACCCUUCAACAUCUGCCUUUAUACCUGUGCUUCAACCCAUACGUCUCUUGUUACCGCACAAACACGACUCCUGCCACCAGGCUAGCAAACAACCCCCCUGUAGCUCAAAUUUACUUCCCUUCAAUGAUGUGAGUGGUUCAACAUCGUCUUCCCCUCCUUGUUGAGUGUCUUUAGUCCAGGACCAACCCACCAAUCAAAGCAGAGUCACCGGGAUGUCUGGGAAUAUAGGAAAACUCUUGAUUCAGAGGCAGAUGAAAGAAAAAACAACAAAGACGGACGGCUGGAGAUAAGAAAAACACACAUCAGGGAGUGAAGUGAAGAAGCAUUUCACAAUCUGCUCCAAAUGAAAGUAGUUCAGGGUCGCAGAUAAAGGCACAAGAAAGCAUUUACAAGCAAUUAAGCCAUUUACCCAUAAGGCAUCCUGUUGGAGAAGAUUUUGCUUUAACAUUUGUGUGAGAAACGGUUGAAAUCGCUCCAAGCAGAUGCAGAGAUUCCCCUUCUACCAAAUGUUUCAAACCUGUGCUCAGUCAGCACCAGGAGCUGUUGGAGGUUCAAGUUUACAUACGUGCGUCAUGUUUGAGUGUGUUUGAAAGGGAAAGAAGUCACACUGCUAUCACUGCGCUUAGCUCUAACUCCGAUUUAAGAGUUCGCUUCCACUUCCAUGAGCCUUGAAAGCGAGGAAUAAUUCAAAACAACAACGUAAAACUGAAAAAAAACAAGAAAAAAGUGAGAAAGCAGGACAGUAAUUGAUGCCAAUGUUAAAAUAUAAUAAUAUCAGUAUGAAAGAUGAACAAGCAGGUGCAGAAAAGUGAUACUACUGAUGAUUUUACGCUGUAUUUAAGACUAGCACAUGUAGACUUCCACACAUGCAUACUCUCUCACUCAUACAUGUGUGUAUUAACAUGUAUGUUUUUUUUAUUUGUAAGGAAGCUCGGCGAAAGCACAAAUCUUCUCUUGGUGCAGCUUUUAAAGGAAACCUCUGCUAUUUAUUUAUUAACUGACCUCACCGUGUCGUCGUCGUCAUCGUGUGUCUCGGACCUGCUGCAUUAUGGUUUUAAUGAAAGCUACUGUACGCCUGUAAAACACUGGAAUAAUUAAUAAUCAUGGCUAAUAACUCUGAUUAUGACUUUUGUUGGAGAAUGCAAUAACUCCCUCCAAACACAAACACGCUCUGACAUUUCUACUGGUCGCAGAAACUCGCUGAAAGAGUUGUUGGUUGAUCCUGUGGAGAUAAAUCAUGUAUUUACAAGAGAAUAGUGUCUUCUCUGAUUUACUGUAAAUUACUGUUUCAUAUCUAAAACUACAGUUUUCUCAUAACACUGAUUUACACGCACUACAUCUUUAUUUUUUUACACUGUUUGAGACAUUUCUGCCACACUGACAGCUGUUUCUUCUGCACAAAAACAAUUGCUGUGUUUCCACCAAUAACACCGGGAACUUUUAAUCCCAGAGGUUCCACUGAGGUCCAGAGGCUUGUCGAGAUCAAGCAGGUUAGAUGAUGCAUGAAGAAGAAAAAAGAAAUAUGCAUUGCCCAAAGGUCCGCCCCAGAGUCCUUUAACUUUUAGGAAUUAGUACUCCGAAAGUUGGGACUUUUGGGGGGGCUAAAACAUACGACUACAUAAAACAUGUCCAUGACAAGCCCAGUGUGUGACAUGGAACCAAAAACCAACAAAACCUCUUGUACAAAGAGAGCGAUCGGCAGCCCACUGUUUGCGAGAAGUGAGCUGCACGACAUAAUUUCUUGUUUUUGUUCGAUUUGUUUGACAUUUGGUGUGGAUCAGCUGUCCACUUUAUUUCACCCGGCAGUCCUUUUACCUCCAGGAGCUGCCCCCAUAAUUUGGAAAGACCUGAGACCCCACUGGACUUAAGUACUAAAGUAAGUUCCCCCAAAGUUCCUAACUCUAUUGAUGGAAGCACUGAUAAUGACACGGUUUCAUAUCAGAGUCAAUCCUUUCCAUAGACCAACAUACUGACUGAUCUUGUUAUUUUUAUGAUUGAAACUGACUUCCAAAUUUGUGUUUGUUUGUAAAAAGUGUUAAAAGUGUGAAGUCCAUGGACCAGCAGAAGUUAUGCAAGGACAAAAUUCUGUUAUAAUAUAGAAGCGGAUGAAAAUUGGAGGCGUUUACUGUUGGUUUAAGAGGUUUGAGGUUCUCAGAGGACGCUCGCACAGGCCUGUAACAUCCUCAGCUUCCAUAUCUGUGUGUCAUUUCUCAUCUGGAUGUUUCUCAUAAAUGCUAUAAAAUUAAAAAUGUGUUGAAAUUCGGUUUUUAAUCGAUGAAGAAAGAGCAGAUUAUUCGCCUUUACAAGCUCUGUCAUCAUAGUUUCCACGCCGUCUCUCUGAGCUUUAGAAAAGAAGCUGGUUGUCUUAAAUCUUUGUUGACCACCCUGCUCUUACCGUGUUUUAUCCUUCUGUUGGAAUUCAUAUUUCUCCAGGAUUUUAUGAUUGCUCACCUGCACUGAGGACGUUGACUAAAAACUGAGAAAAAUGACUGACUGCUGGGACUCAGAAUGAACCAGGAGAAAAUCUGUGUCCUGUGCUCUGGAUCAGGACUCUGGGCUCUGGGAACUUUGGCUUUCUUUGGUGACUUUCUAGACACAGGAAGAGCGUCAUAUGUGCUUCUGUGAUCUAUUUACACUGAGGACCUAUGUGUGAAAACAACCCUCAUAAGCUCCCCCCCGCUGACUGAAUCUCUAUCUUACGGCUAUGAUUAAAAGCUAACCUCUAUAUUGUAGUCAAUGGAUGUGUGUUGUUUGCAGUUGUGGUAUGUAUGGAAGGGAUCAGGUCUGGAGACGGACUACUAGUAUGUUCUGUGUUUGCCUGUCUGCUGUUCAAGUAUUACUAAAUUGUGUAAAAUUCUGUUCACGUGCUCCUUCUCAGUUCUGUUAACCGUUACAGGAUGUACAUAAUGAUCAAGUGCAGUGCACAACAAUAAAUAGGAAACUGAAAACUGGGCGAGUGAGCAGCUCCAAUCAAGGUGGAUGUGGUGUGUUUCUUCUUUUGGCCGCUAGAGGGCAGCAGAGUACAAACCAGUACUGUACAACUGUGGGCGAAAUUGAAAGAUGAAUGCUCAAAUGGUGAAGUCAUAAAUACAAAAUCCUAAUCAGGUAAGUGUAAAAAUAAGUCACUCAGAUUGGUGUGAUUGGUGUUACAAUAAAGUUGUAAUUAUUUUUUCAACUUCUUUCAACUAAAGAUAGUAACGAUAGUUCUGUACAGCUCCAUUUUCAAAAGUUAUUAGGGGGUUCAUGUUUUCUAUGAUUGACACCUGAUACAGCCUAUGGGCAUACAAGGAUUGCAUAGCUCGCCUGGGGAUACACUGUUUGAGCCGAGCGUCAUUGCGUCGACUCUACCGCUGAAUGCGCACAAAUUGAGAGAAAACAGAAUUACUGAGAGCUUUUUGGCUUCAAAUUCGUAUACGGGCAGAAGGCGGAAGCAAGUUGUCCAUAGUAUAUACAGUCUACGGUGUAACAUUAGCAGAGCUAGCACCACUCCCCUUCAUUCUCCAUGCAGUUUAGAGGUUGUAUUCAAAUUUAAGCAUGCAUAGGCACCUUCAACACAACUUAUGACCAGCAAUUCAUAAUAACUAAAACAUUUUUAGCAUGUUUAACCGACACCCUAAUUUUGGUGCCCACCAGCAAGGGCAAACAGCCCCCUUCACAGCCACAUUUGAUGAUAUUAAGCCAACUGUAAUGCCAAUGAUCAAUCAUACAGAUGUAAAUAGUCAAUAAUAUAAUCAAAAUCCCUAAUGCUGGUCUAUUAAUUAUUUGUUGAAUAAGGUAUAAUCUACCUGCAGUCCCCUCUUAACCCACUAGAGGGGGUUCUGCCCAGUCUGCUGUGUAGUUUUAAGGUCCAAAGUGAGAAAGAGUUCUAAUAGCCAGUAAAAAAAUUGUGAAGUGUAAAUACAAAGAAGCUCGGUAUGCCUGUCAAUCAGUUUUAGUAUCGCUUAUCUUGUAACCUCGAUAUCUUCAUGAAGCUCAGACCAAAAGUGUUGUUUUUUUUUAACCAGGCUUUAACAUGUUUAUUUUGGCUUUUUGGGUUUGGUGUAUUUCUGAUGAUAUAAAGUGAGGCACAGCUUGUGGGUGUUACUUUUCACACAGUUUUGUAUUCACUGAACAACCUAAACCACUGUGCCUUUGCAGACAAUGUUCAAGGCUGGAUAAGUUCCCGCUGAGUUGAUAUUACUCACAGCUUGUAGCUCCAAACCUAAAUGGAGGGUCGUUAUAGAUGAAACAGCAUAUCUAUGAGUAUUUGGAUCGGCAUAAUGUCUUCUCUAAGUGAAGAACUUAGUCACCAUACUUUACAAACUUUCCUUGGCUCCAUAUAAAAUAGAAACUGUUUUUCCUUUUAUGUACAACAACAUCUAACACUAUCGUUCACACACAGGCUAAAAAAAGCCAUCUUCUUCCCAUUAUCUACUGAGUCAGUGUGCAAAAACUUGAUAAAAGGAAUGUCUGCUUCACUUUUCAAAGCGAAUUUCAGACAUUGGUCAACUGACUUUACAGGUGCAGGCAUUAAGCAGCCAAGAAAAGCAAAGGCGACGCUCUCCUUUGGUGGCGCUGCAUUUCAACACACUGAUGAUAAUAGAUAGAGACAAUAACAACAAUGCUUCUGUUCAUGACAUAGAAAAUCCCAUAUGUGACCAGUCAGGAUAUCAUGAGUUUUCCCUCGAGGCUCAGAUGCGGGAAAUUAGCCCUGCGGUGUUUGUGUUUCACAGCCCGGAGGGAAAAAUUUGGGGUGAUUUUUUCCCCCCCUGAAAUCAGUGAUUCAUUGUGAAUUAAGGUUUCAGCUGGGCUCCUCACUUUUUCCCCUCCUCUCACUCCCCUGCUGACGCACUUUGAGAGAAGUGAUGGAUAGAGAUCAUUACCAUAUGCUGAUUUUAUAUUUUACACAUCCUAGAUCAUUAAGCACGAGUUUAUAACACAAACACAUGAAAGCAAAUAAACAUCUUCCUUCUUCAUCUCAUGUUUACUUCCAUUCCUGAUAUGACUAACUUUCCUGUCAUUGUUUCUGUACAUCAAGACUGUUGCUGUAGAGAAGCCAGUGAAGCUGUAAAGGAGAAUAAACAACACCUCUGACUCUGUCGAGCAUUUCUAUCUAUUCCCCCCAGAGCAGCACUUAACCCUGUGUGCUUCACUGGUCACCAAGCGAAAGACCCCCUACUGUGACUGACAGUAUAUAACUGUAUUUCUGUAGAAACAGGCACGUCUGCAAAACACUGCAUAGUUCCAAUCAGAUCCAUAAAAUUCAGGAGAAAAAGAGCAGCUGAAGAGCUGCUGUCCACACACUUUGUACAGAUGUUUUCCUUAAAGUUGGCUGACUUGCUUGGAAAUGCACAUUUCCCCUGAGAUGCAGGACUGGGGAAUUAUCAGGAAGAUAAAAACAUGUUUUCUCAUGGCCCCUCUGAAUGGUCAGAUAGGAGAGCUAUACUGUUAAGAGGGUAGAAGCCAGCAUUACUUCUGGAGAGGGGUGAGCACGGGGGUAUUUUACGGUAGAAUCUGACUGCUAGAUAUUACCGUCUACUGAUGUUCAGGGGGUGUUGCUUCAGUUAAUAACAAGUCAAAGGGAACCAAGUUUGAGCGGACACUUUAAAAACCAUAGAUGUGUUUAAUGUCCCCAUAAAGCUAACCGUAUCAGAAUGAUGAGAGUAGUUUUAAAGCUGCUUUUACUUUGUGCUGAAUCACCCGCUUACAUUUAAUAUUUCCACACAAUAAAAUCGACUUCCUUUGCCGUGUCGUGUUCGGCUCAAUCAAAAGUCACUGUGAUAAAGUUAAACGCUUUAACUACAACAUGAACUUCCAGCCUCACAUGCACUGACUUGAUAAAAAGGAACAUUUCCCACAUGAAGGGUGUGAUGCGGUGAGAGUAAAUAAAGGCGUUUUGGUGUGUGUGGGUGUCUUCAUAUGGGAAGGAAUUCAUAUCCUGCAGGCUAAGACACAGAUAUUGCAGCCUGGGUGUGUUGAUUAAUGUUCAUUGUUUUCAUUGGAAUUUUCUGCUCCCUGUCUUCCCUUAGAGACGAACAGACUAAGACAGGGACCUGUUUUAUUUAAUAUCCUCCAAACCAAGGGCUUUACUAUGACAGAUAUAAUAGAAAUUUGUACAUUUGUCAGGGGUUUGACAAAUGAUCGGCCACUUGAAAGACGUGUAAGAUUGGCUAGAACAAAGGAGGGUUACGUAACAUGGAAGGUUUUCUCUGAUUGAACGAUUGAGUGGAGGAAUUUGAUUAGCAGAAAGGAAAGCAGGGCACUGAUUGGCUGAUUGACAGGAGCCUUUUGGCCCAUUUCCUCGUUAUCCGAUUCUUACUUACUUCCUUCUUUCUCCCUUCUUCAUCCCCUCUUUCUUAUUUUUUUCUCCCCUUACUUCAGCUUAGUGUAACUAACUGCAGUCGUGUUAUUUGUACAAAGUUGUUAAAGUCUGCCUUUACUCAGUCUUACUUGUCUCUUUUCUUGAUUUGUCUUAACUCAAUAUAACAUCUCUGUCAGUCUGGAUUCAGUUUGAGAGAUUGUAAAAUGGUUUAAUCUGCCUCAGGUGUUGUGUUAAAGUGUUGGUCAACCUUUCCUUUCUUUUGGGGUCAGCAGAGUUUUGGGAGCUUACUGGCAGCUCAAAAAUAGCAGAUCCUCUUUGGCUCUGCCAGUUUACAAGCAGCUGUAGCUGUGAUGGAAACCAGCGAUGGCGCUAUAUAUAAGAACUUUCAGGUAUAUAACAGCAGUAUUUAAAAUAGAAAGGCUGUUGUUGGGGUGUGCUACUCUUUGAUAUUUGUAUAGUAUGGAUUGAUCGGUAAAGAACCAAAACUAUCAGCUUAAGGGCACUACAAUGCUGAGUGUAUACAUGUCCACUUUGGUUUAUCAAAACAAACAACCUUCAUAAAAACAGAAUGUGUGAUAUGAGUUGGUCAGAUGUAUUUAUGAGAUGGAAAACUCCUUCUUGUGUGAAGAUUUGGCAAAGCGGAUUGCAUAAUUACUCUGUGUAGCUGUGCAGCUCUUCAAAGUACCACCUGUUUUCACUAUUUCAGGGUUUUGCAAUCCUGCUGGCUACUGGUGCAGGACCGGAGCUCAGUGGUUACUUCGAUCAGUACAAACCCACUGACUAGUGUGUCUGGAUUUGAGCCACCCACCUUGGCUGGUCACUUUUUGUCUUCAGCGUAGGAGCUUUCAAUAAAGUCAGCACUCUGCAAGGUCUUUCAUUAUAGCACACUAUAGUUUUCUUUGAGUGCAGGACUAUGACUCAGAGAGGGAGAAAGUGUUGUAUAAAUCUAAUCUAUUACCAUUCACCUCUCUGACAGCAAGGACAAUUUUAUAUAAAGGACCUAAUCAACGCAAAUAAUUAAGUUUGCAAUAAGUCUUUAGUGUCCACAAGGAUUACUGUUUUAUUAUGUGAGUCAGAUAUUUCCAAGUUUAUGAGGUAUUUUUUCGGCAUAUACGACGAUCUUCAAGCAAGUUUGAUCAAAUUUGGAGCGGUAAAGUUUCCAUAAUCUAACCUUUAAACCAACAUGAAAGAUCACCUUCCUGGAAGACAGAACAAAGCAGAGUUGUGUCCCAUCAAGUUUGUUUGGCCUCGUUGGAGCCGAGUGGUCAGGGAGGAGCCUGCUGUGAAUGAGGACCAUUGCUCUCGGUUAGAGUGCGUCAGAGAAAUUAUGGGAUCAAAUAUCCCUCGUCACCAACUCAAACACACACAGACAACCCCCUCAAAGCACCUCGAAUUAAAGGGGGACUUUUAAUGCAGCUGCUGACAGAUGGCAGGCUUGUCACUUCGCUCUAAAGUUAGUCCAAGCCUCGGUGAAAUCCCUUUGUGUUCACAGCUACAAAUACACACAUACAGUCUAUGUAUAUACACACUUUAAUAGAGAUGGCCUCUGUCCAGUAAAAUCUGAGCCUCAGUUACAAUUUACAGUGCACCCAGAGGUAAACACAUGCAUGCUUGCUCACUGUGGUGUGUGCGCAGUGUUGUGCAUGAUUGGUGUGUAUUCUGACACUGUGUAACAGAAAUAGACCCUCAUGCCCAGAAACAACACAUAACACUCUGAACGCCCUGGACUGCUUCUACAAAUGCCCGCGACAUCAAGAGGGAGACAAAUUCAUUUUCCACAGUGGACUCGUGAAUAUGUGCUGAAGUUGGGCAGCUGGUGAGUACUUCUUUCGGUAAACAGCUGACCGUUAUUGACACACCUGUUGAAACAAAUGGUGGCUGUUUGGUUAGUGUGGAAAUAUUCAUUGAUUUUUUUGAUUGUCACCCAACUUUUUUCACGUUUACUUUGACUUUUGUUCAAAUUACCUUUUCACUUUGAGAAAAUGCAAUCUAUCUGUUUCCUCCAAGAACAGAGUGAGCAUGAAAGUUUUCAGCUAAUUUUUCACAGAUUAGUAAAUGUUUAGCCAACAGAGUGUAAUACGGCAUACACGCACUCAAGAAGCUGCAUAGGUCAAAUACCACUGCCUCCUAUGAUACCACUAAGGCCUCUUCAGAAAGGUGUUCAGGCAGGGCAAACAUUUGGAGCAUAGAUGUGAAACCGCAGAUUUGUUCAAGCAGCUAAUUUCCCCAGAAGUUUAAGUCUGAACCAGGUAAGAAAACACUCUGUAAUCCUGUGUACAGUCAUGUUCAAAUGUGGGCUCUUUUCUAAAUCCCUGAGGAAACAAUUUAAAGUCUGUUUACUUUGUGUGGCUAACAUUAGCAGAGCUAGCCUAGUAGCUAAUGUGUCUUUGACCCUCCUGCAGAUUAUUGUCAACUCUGCUUCAGUCAUGAUCACUGCAGCUACAAGAGGCUGUUGUCUAAAAAUAAAAGUAAACAAGUUGUAAAAAGCCGGUGAACAGACAGUGUACACUUACAUAUAUGUGAGGAGGAGCUUUGUGUGUAAGUGAGCUGGCAUGAAGCUGCCAGCAGUGCAAACUAGACUUUUAUUUUGUUUGAUUUGUGUAUAAAAAAAGACAUUUUGGGGGGUUGAAUUUUCCUCGGUACAGUGUAAAUGUAAACUAAUCCACACUGGGAUUAAGGCUGUGACUCUAUUAUGACUCAGGUUUGUGCACUUCGCCAGUUUCCCACAGCCUUGAAAACUGCCCUCCUGAUCCAGCUGCAGUUUAAGCUCAGGUGCUCCAGUUGCAAACACAUUUAAGACAAGCCUGGGGCGAACUCUUGCCAGGCUGACUUUGAUUGGCAAUCCAGUGCUUGUUUCAUUGAGCUAUCUUUUAAUCCGUGUCUAAGAUAACAGUCCCGGUCCAUUUGCAGGGUUCAAUCUGCUGCCCA
Xyrichtys novacula (pearly razorfish) is the source of this 54117-nucleotide messenger RNA. Lineage: Eukaryota; Metazoa; Chordata; Actinopteri; Labriformes; Labridae. The record is from the annotation of a GenBank genome assembly.